CUUCAGUGAAUAACCUUGUGCAUUUUAGAAAAUCUAAAGUCAUCUCAACUACCAGGCAUAUUUGCUUCUUCAAUAUAUUCUAAUUAGUUGUGUUUUCCUGCAGAACAAAGAUGGUACCAUAGAUUUCAGAGAGUAUGUAAUUGGCAUAGCAAUUCUUUGCAAUCCUGCUAAUACAGAAGACACAAUUAAAAUGGCCUUCAAGGUAAGUGCUGAUGUUUAAAUGCCUAAAGACACACCAAUGCUUCAAUCUUGUUUGGAGGAGGAGGGCAUUUUGUAAAUUUUGAAGCCAGAUGUAUACAUACAGUUUGUUGUCAUUUGCUGUUAACCUAUGGUUACUGCUGAUGAAGUAUAAAAACAAAAAAAAAAUACAAUUACCAUUUAACAAACUCAAAGAAUACGAGAACUCUGAGAAUGGACAAGUAGCUUACACUUCGGUAAAUUCCCGCUCAGGUCUCAAAAUAGCUCACUUGUGCCAUUACAGAGAGAACAUAUUCCGAAACAUAUUAGACUGAUCCCACCCAUACGGUCAGUCAAUAACCUAACUGUUGGCAAAUUCUCUCGGCACUAGAGAUGCAACAAUCCCAGACUAUCGUUUUAUCAUUCUUUGUGCCUUGUUAGUGAAGUAAAGCUGAUACUUCUCAGGGCACAGUGAACACGGAGUCAAUGUCUAAAUGAACCUUUUAACUUCAGGAGAGCCAAGUUAUUGCAUUGCAAUAAUUAACAAAGAAUAUGAGACUAUUUUGAGGGAUUUACCGAAUUCCAUUCUCAGAGUUCUUAUAUUUAGAGUUAAAAGGACACCUGGAUGUUCGGGUCCGGUGGGUUCCGCCUAAUUUUGAAAAAAGUCCUGGUUCGGGAUUGAACUUGAUCCCGAAUUUGACGAAUUUGUCAAUGGGGACACGAACUUUUGGACACAAAAAUGGCUCUAAAAAACUCCUGGAAAGGGCUAGACGGCUGCAAAAGGAAGUAAAAUGGGGUUAAGAGUAGGACAAGUGCCCUGCAAACAAAUGUGGAUAGGGAAAUCACUUAAAAUAACAUAGAAAUUAAAAAUACAGCUGAGCCAUAAAAUAGCACUAGAUGGAAUCUUUUAGCUUUGGAAGAACAUAAAUCAAAAUCUAAAGCAUUGCUGUCAGGAGGAUCACCAGAAUUAUCCAUUUGAGAGAGGGUUGGAGUGCAGGGUAUUCUCUUUCAUUGUUCAAACUGAGCUCAACUCCUGAUGCAUGGAGAAAAGGCCUUCACAAGCCUCUGCUAUUGUGUACAUAGUUUAUACUAAGUGACCCAUAGGUUGUGGAGGCGGUGACCGUGGCGGUGUAGGUGGAAGCGGCGGUGGAGGAGGAGGAGGAUGUAGCCAACACUGUUUAUUUAUAUAUAAAUAUAUUUUUUAAUUGGGGUAGCCCCCAAAAUAUUGGGACAUAUAAAAAAGAAACAUUUGCGGCCUGCGGUGCAUUUCUUGAAGUCCUGAUGCAUGGAGAAAUGCUCAACUCCUGAUGCAUGGAGAAAAGGCCUUCACAAGCCUCUGCUAUUGGGUACAUAGUUUAUUUUAUAUAUAUAUAUAUGUAUAUAUAUAUAUAUAUAUAUAUUUUAAUUGGGGUAGCCCCCAAAAUAUUGAGACAUAUAAAAAAAAAAGAAAACUCUGUUCCACAGAGCGACUGACCCGUGCGUGCUGCAGCUGAAACUCUACUUACGCCUGCUGCUGUUCACACAGUCUCAUGAGGCUGUGAGCGGGAAGGCUGAAGUUACGCUGCACCGCAGACAUGCGAGCAGCAGCAGGGUGAGAACGCCAAAAGCACGCACAGACGGCCCACACUUUCUGCAGCAGCUCUGAUAUAUCUGGGUAAUUUUUCAGGAAUUUCUGCACCACCAAAUUCAGCACAUGCGCCAGGCAAGGGAUGUUCGUCAAAUUGGCUAGGCCCAGAGCUGCUACGAGAUUUUGCCCAUUAUCGCACACCACCAUGCCAGGCUUGAGGCUCAGUGGCAACAACCACUCAUCGGUCUGUUGUUCCAUGCCCGUCCACAGCUCCUGCGCGGUGUAGGGUUUUUCCCCCAAACAUAUGAGUUUUAAAACAGCCUGCUGUUGUUUCCCCCUGGCUGUGCUGAAGUUGGUGGUGAAGGUGUUAAACUGACUGGAUGAGGAGGUGGUAGGGAAGAGGAGAAGAGGAUGAGUAGGAGGAGGGGUCAACAGGAGGCAAAUCUGUGUACCCAAAUAAAGACUGUCAAACGUUGUAUCCUGGAACUGUGUCCCAUCCAGUUACUGGGGAAAUGGGUCUGAUCUAUUCUAAUCAAAGGGGAUAACCAUCGGUUACCCAGGUCCCGCUUCAAUUGGUGGCAAGCGGCGGGAUCCCAUGUCCCUGACAACAAACCCAUGGACUACAGUGCUCUAAAGCAACCUACACUGCAGGACUUCUGUGGAGCCAGAGGAAUAACGCCUGGUGGGGGUAACAAGGCUGAAUUGACUGCUGCACUCAUGGAGGACGACCAGGCAUGCAGUGAGGCAACGAACCCCAGCCAGGGGCCGGAGAUGAGGAGGAAGUGCGCAAGGAGGUGUAACAGUGCCUGGCAUAUUACUGAGAGCCACCCUCAGAGGAGAUUGUCAGCAGGACCUUUUGGAGGUGCAAGCCUAUGUCCUUGACAAUAGACAGAGGGCAACUUCCAUGAACCCAGAUGAAGGAAGAAGGGAGCAGAGGGCACCAGGAAGCACAACCACCCUGGCCCACAAGCUACCAUACAAUGCCUUCAAAAACUUCAAGGAAGCAGAAGAAGGCAUUGAUGACAUUUACAAGACUUUGAGCACCAGUGCCUACUCCAAGACGUGGACUCCAGCAACUGGGUCACCAUCCUGGCCAGCAAGCUAGUGGGGAAGGCAGUGGAUAUUUACUGAGCUGUACCAGAAGAGCAGAUCAGAGACUAUCCCUUUAUUAAAUCCUCCUGACCCGGUAUGCGGUCACCCCCGAGCAUUACCGCUGAAUGUUUAGGGAUACCUGGAAAGGGGAGAAGAACUCCCAUGUGGAGUGGGCAUGCCGCAUCACAAGGGCCACCCAGAACUGGCUCAACUCCCAUCAAGCCAAGUUUAGAGGCCCUGUAAUUGUAAUGAGUCCACUUGAAAUCCUUUAACUCUGAUCAAUUGGAGGGCAAGUCUGGUGCAUAGCGACUGACCCGUGCGUGCUGCAGCUGAAACUCCACUAUCGGCUGCUGCUGCUCGCACAGUCUCUCCAGCAUGUGUAUGGUGGAGUUCCACCUUGUGGGCAUGUCGCAUAUGAGGCGGUGAGCGGGAAGGCCAAAGUUAUGCUGCAGUGCAGACAGGCAAGCAGCAGGGUGAGAACACUGAAAGUGCGCACAGCCGUUACAGUGAAUGUCACAUCCUGUUCCAAGUUGCGGAUCAGUCUGGUGAUGGCUUCUGGUAUCCAGUACUCGUUUUACUGAAGCUGCAUCAGGGUCUUGGCAUGUGGCCGCACAAACGCUGGUGCUCAACACCAGGGGGCAUGCAGUUACCCUGCACCAGACCCUGCUAAUCCAUUCCACACUGUGACUCCUAACUUCAACAUCAGGAAUACUGGGUACCAGUCGUCCGACCGCCGCCCAAACAGUGUCUGGGUCCCAGUCACUGGACUGCGAAACCUUGAAUAGCUCGUUAAAACUCUUAUGGUUCCUUUUAUCCCUCUUAUGCUGUGCUGGUGCCUCUGUGCACCCAGCGCCUCUUCCUCCAAACUGCACAUGUCACUCGCAUGACCUUGAUUCCAUGUGGGGUCUAGGACCUCAUCAUCCUCCACAUCAUCUUCCACCCUGCCUUCCUUGCCGGUCUGCACACUGCAGAAAGCCACAGCAGUUGGCACCUGUGUUUUUCCAGCAUGUAAAGUCUGCAAGGACAUAUGGAAAUUGUUUUAGAAUCGUAUCCAGGCAACAGUUUUCCCUAUAAACUGACCUCUCAGUUUGACUUGUGAGGGUGUUGCCCCAGAAUUACAAUAUUGUUAUAUUUGUAUUUGACGGUUAUAUUUGACUAUCAGAUAUGAAGUGCAGGCCGCAAAUGUAUUAUUUAGACUUGGUCAAACUGCGCUGUAACCACAGUAUUUGAUGGUUCUAUUUGACUCUCAGAUAUGAAGAGAUCGCCCCAAAUAUACUUCUUAGGAGCAAAGAAAUUGGAAUUUUUCAAAGUGCGCUAUAAAUACAGUAUUUGACGGUUCUAUUUGACUCUCAGAUAUGAAGUGCAGGCAUCAAAUUGACUUUUUAGAACCUAAAGAAUUCGAAUUUUUACAACUGCAAUGUAAGCACAAUAUUGGACGGUUCUAUUUGACUCUCAGAUAUGAAGUGCACCGCAGGCCCCAAAUGUACUUUUUAGCAGCCAAAAAUUUUGAAUGUUUAAAAAUGCUAUGUGACAGCACUAUUUGAUGGUUCUAUUCGACUCUCAGAUAUGAAGAGCACGCUACAAAUUUACUAUUUAGCAAAUUAGCACCCAGAAAAUAAGAUUUUUUACAAUUGCGAUGUGACCGCACUAUUUGACGCUACUAUUUGACUCUCAGAUAUGAAGUGCAGGGCCCAAAUUUACUAUUUAGCAGAUUAGCACGCACAAAAUAAGAAUUUUUACAACUGUGCUGUAACCGCAGUAUUUGCGCUUCUAUUUGACUCUCAGAUAUGAAGUGCAGGCAUCAAAUUGACUUUUAAGCACCUAAAGAAUAAGAAUUUUUACAACUGCAAUGUAAGCACAAUAUUUGAUGGUUCUAUUUGACUCUCAGAUAUAAAGUGCAGGGCCCAAAUGUACUAUUUAGCAGAUAAGCACCCAGAAAAUAAGAAUGUUUACAAUUGCGCUGUAACCGCACUAUUUGACGCUUCUAUUUGAAUCUCAGACAUGAAGGGCACGCCCCAAAUUUACUAUAUAGCAGAUUAGCACCCAGAAAAUAUGAAUGUUUGCAAUUGCGCUGUAACCGCACUAUUUGACGCUUCUAUUUGACUCUCAGAUAUGAAGAGCAUGCCCCAAAUUUACUAUUUAGCAGUUUAGCACCAAAACAAUUAGAAUCUUUCCAACUGCGCUGUAAUCGCUGUAUUUGACGCUUCUAUUUGACUCUCAGAUAUGAAGAGCACGCCCAAAAUUUACUAUUUAGCAGAUUAGCACCCAGAAAAUAAGAAUGUUUACAAUUGCGCUGUAACCGCACUAUUUGACGCUUCCGUUUGACUCUCAGAUAUGAUGUGCUGGCCCAAAUUUACUUUUUAGCAGAUUAGCACCCAGAAAAUAAGAAUGUUUACAAUUGCGCUGUAACCGCACUACUUGACGCCUCUAUUUGACUCUUAGAUAUGAAAUGCAGGGCCCAAAUUUACUAUCUAGCAGAUUAGCACCCAGAAAAUAAGAAUGUUUACAAUUGCGCUGUAACCGCACUAUUUGAUGCUUCCGUUUGACUCUCAGAUAUGAUGUGCUGGCCCAAAUUUACUUUUUAGCAGAUUAGCACCCAGAAAAUAAGAAUGUUUACAAUUGCGCUGUAACCGCACUACUUGACGCCUCUAUUUGACUCUUAGAUAUGAAAUGCAGGGCCCAAAUUUACUAUCUAGCAGAUUAGCACCCAGAAAAUAAGAAUGUUUACAAUUGCGCUGUAACCGCACUAUUUGAUGCUUCCGUUUGACUCUCAGAUAUGAUGUGCUGGCCCAAAUUUACUUUUUAGCAGAUUAGCACCCAGAAAAUAAGAAUGUUUACAAUUGCGCUGUAACCGCACUACUUGACGCCUCUAUUUGACUCUUAGAUAUGAAAUGCAGGGCCCAAAUUUACUAUCUAGCAGAUUAGCACCCAGAAAAUAAGAAUGUUUACAAUUGCGCUGUAACCGCACUAUUUGAUGCUUCUUUUUGACUCUCAUAUAUGAAGAGCACGCCCCAAAUUUACUAUUUAGCAGUUUAGCACCAAAACAAUUAGAAUUUUUACAACUGCGCUGUAACCGCUGUAUUUGACACUUCUAUUUGACUCUCAGAUAUGAAGUGCAGGGCCCAAAUUUACUAUUUAGCAGAUUAGCACCCAGAAAAUAAGAAUGUUUACAAUUACGCAGUAACCAAACUAUUUGACGCUUCCAUUUGACUCUCAGAUAUGAUGGGCCCAAAUUUACUCUUUAGCAGAUUAGCACCCAGAAAAUAAGAAAGUUUACAAUUGAGCUGUAACCACACUAUUUGACGCUUCUAUUUAACUCUCAGAUAUGAAGAGCAUGCCCCAAAAUUACUAUUUAGCAGAUUAACACCCAGAAAAUAAGAAUUUUUACAAUUGCACUGUAACCGCACUAUUUGACUCUCAGAUAUGAAGUGCAGGGCUCAAAUUUACUAUUUAGCAGAUUAGCACCAAAACAAUUAGAAUGUUUACAACUGCGCUGUAGCCGCACUAUUUGGCGCUUCUAUUUGACUCUCAGAUAUGAAGAGCACGCCCCAAAUUUACUAUUUAGCAGUUUAGCACCAAAACAAUUAGAAUUUUUACAACUGCGCUGUAACCAAAGUAUUUGACGCUUCGAUUUGACUCUCAGAUAUGAAGAGCACGCCCCAAAUUUACUAUUUAGCAGUUUAGCACCAAAACAAUUCGAAUUUGUACAACUGCGCUGUAACCGCAGUAUUUGACACUUUUAUUUGACUCUCAGAUAUGAAGUGCACUCCACUAAUGUACUUUUUAGCAUCAAAAAAUUUGAAGUUUUAAAACUGCAAUGUGACAGCAGUAUUUGACGCUCUGUUUGACUCUCAGAUUUGAAGUGCACACCCCAAAUGUACUAUUUAGCACCAAAAAAAAUUGUCUUUUUAAAACUCCGAUGUAACCGCAGUAUUUGACGCUGCUAUUUGACUCUCAAAUAUGAAGUGCACCACACUAAUGUACUUUUUAGCACCAAAAAAAUGUAAGUUUUAAAACUGCAAUUUGACGCUUCUAUUUGACUCACCCCACUAAUGUACUAGUUUGCAGAAUUCUUUCCUAAUCUGUCCCUGCAGCAUCCUCUCCCUACACUAAUAGGAGCUCAUGUGCGUGCGACGCUACGCAACUCCAGCUUAUAUAUAGAGCCUGGGUCACAUACUGCACUGGCCAAUCACAGCCAUGCCACUAGUAGGCAUGGCUGUGAUGGCUUCUAAGGGCUCAAGAGUCAAACGCUUGUUGAUUGGCUGCCCUGCAGCCUUUCAAACCGCGCCGUUAAAUUGCCAAACACCGAACUCCAACCCGAACAUACAGUGAUAUGUCCGUGUUCGGGUCCGGGGUCCCAAAAACUUUGCGGUUCGGGUUCGCUAAACUCUACUUAUAUUCUUUGCAUUUGUUGCAAUUACCAUGUAACUAUUUUAUAGAAAUAUAACAUUUAUACAACAUUAGUUUUGAUUAUUAGCAUUUUAAAAUUUUGGAUUUUUCCAACAAUAGUGAUGUAACACCACAAUUUUAGAUAAGAGACAACUAUUAUGCUGUUACUUCCUCUAAUACUCCAGUUUGCAGCAACAUUAAAAUCAACCAAACCUGACAAAAUUUAAAAUACAUGAAAGUUUAUUGUUCAAAUGGAACAUUAGCCAGUCAUUAUCAGUCCCAGCUUACAUAAGUGACUGCUUCUCAAUUCUAUACGUCUUUGUGACGAGACCAAUCUCGCCACAUUGCAUUGGAGAAGCCUGGUUGCUCGCCUGCUGCCUUUGGACUAUGGCCCCCUUUUAAAAGACUUUAUUUUUGCCUGCAGAAAAGCUGUAUUCGUGCUUUUCUGCCUGGGUUUCAGUAGAUUUGUUUGAAUGUGGUAUACCCCAGAUGGGAAUCCCAUGGAGCCCCUUCGUAUGAAACUGACUGUAAAGACUUUGGCUCCAUGGUGAUUAAACUGUAUUUGUGUGGUCCGAGCGCCAUUCACUUAAUAAUGUGCGCUCAGACCUGAGCUAUCUGGGGAUAUGUGAAAUGUCUGUGUUUUAUGUAUAAAUGUGACUUUAUGUAUUUUAAAGUGUUUUGUGUCUCUUUGCAACCAUGUGCUUAAUUGAGUCUUGUGUCUGUCCUGGGAGAUAAUUGAAUUACUUAUCUCCAGGAUAGAAGACUCUGAAACUGGUUUGGGCCAGAAAGCCAUGCUUCAUUUAGUCACAAAGGACUUUUUACUAACUUUUGAACCCCUGGUCUGAUUCAGGCCAUUUUUUAAUAUGUUGUUCCCCUGAAUGGAUUGAUGGUGAAUGUGUAAUUUUAUGUGAAUGUGAUGUAUGGUUUUAGAGUUAUAAAAGUUGGGUAGAAAGUAUGUUUUAACUGUAUGUAUAAUUGAGUUUCCUCUCAGGAUAAUGGGAGGGAAUAUGUGGGAUGUAACUGUGAUGUUAUUGGUUGUUUUAUACCUCCCUGUGAGCGGUCCUGUAUUUGAAAACACUGUAAUAAAAACCAGGCUGGGUGUGCCAGCACCUCAGACCACUGCUUGACCCUCAACACGGAGCCUUGUCUCGUUCUUGGGGGGAUUCACUGUAUGCUGUUAGAGACUGAUUGCCAGGAGUGUAAGCUGUUAGUCUGCUUUUCCUGUUCGUCUGCUAGCAGCUAUUUGGGAGGUUCCAGUUCGGGAGUUGGAGUGCUAUUUUGUAUCCAGUUCGUGAGUUUUGGUGUUCUGCAGUAGCUGUGCCUGCAUCUCUGGAAAGGGGGCCGAUCGCCUAAACGGUUUUUACCCCUUGUGUGCAAAACGGUCCGUUACAGUCUUCUUUGCCUGUGACUUCUUUAAUUUAUUAAUUAUAUGUAUUUCUAGAGAAACAUAGAACCAGUUGAAUAAUCCAGUGAAUUAACUCUUGUAAAGAACUGUUCUUGUCUUCUUAAUAAUACCCUCAAAGAUACAUCAUCAAUAAAUAGGAACAAAUCUUUAACCUGAAAAAACAAAGACAAAUUAAUAAGUAGGAUGUGGUGGGCAUAUAAAGGGUGGCAUAAUACUUGCGUUUUUCAUAAAAUUGGACUUUCCAUCACUAUUAGUAGAAAAAUGUUAUUCCAGACAGGAAUUAAAGCUUAACAAUUUUAUCUAAUAACUGUUUAUGAAAUGUGUUCCCCAUGUUUAAAACAAAUUAAUUUAAAGAUUUAUACGGAUUACCAAGUAAGCAAAAGAAGCAGGUUGCGCCAUAAAUCUAAAAAAUUAAGAAUCUAGAAAGAUCUCUAAAAUACAAUAAAAAUAGUCUAGUAACAGUCCAGAAAUCAAAAAUAAAAAAAAAUACCAGAUAAAAACAGUCUUAGAAGUAUCUUUCAUUCAAUAUUCAUAAUGUGCUUGUUGGGCAACUUCGGUUAGAUAGCAGCAUAUGUAGGAGAACAUAAACCGGAAAAAGACCAAUAGGGCAAUAUAGAAAUAAAAUAUGGAACAGACAACACAGAGGUCUAAAAAAUGCCAACUCACAUAUUAUAGAGCUUAAACCAACACUGAGUAAAACAGCAUGCAGUGGUAUUUUAUUCCAACUUACAGGACGGUAGUUCACAGCAGGGUGGUGGUACAGUAGAAAAUAUGAAAUGACAAAAAAGGAGCCAAUAGUGUUCUCUAUUGAGGUAAGUAUACACACAAAAAAUAUAGAUAUACAUACAAUAGGUGGAUCAGACUGACUGGUCUAUAUAUCAGACGUGGAUGGUAUAAUCCCCACCUUGGAUUCUUUACACGGUACUCCACGGAAGUAUAUGGAGGUAAAUCCAGAUGCCAGGUAAUAUUAAUAUAAAAAUAAAAUAAACUAAAAGUAUAUGGCUUACACUAAAUAGUAGAGUAGCUAAAAUUAAUUAAUUUAGUAUAAAAUAUUUAGAAUAAAAAAAUUGUCGCAACCUGUUUCUUUUGCUUACUUGUUUAGUUUUCUCUUUGUGGUUUAGAGGGAAUCCCCUAUUUUCAAGUGUGCUGCCUACCUUAUAUUAUUGUGUGGUUGUUCAGCGCUGCUCCAACCUCCCUCUCUUUUUAUACGGCUUACCAAUCUGCUGCCUUGAGGAUAUCACGCAAACUACCUUUGUGGCCUUAGUUCCUCUAAAUGAAUUUUGGAAAUAUCUACACCUGAUAAAUUCAUAAUAUUUUUAAUCCAUCUAUCCAAAGUAGCUAAAAAUGCAGGACAAUAAAGUUUACAAAAUGAUAUUAGUAAUUGUAAUCAAUCUUUCCUGAAUGGAUGAGUUUUCUCUUCAUACAUUUUAAAACAGCAUACAGAGCUGUAUUUUCCAUUAGGCUAACAAGGCAUUUGUAUUGGGCAGCAUUUUUGAAGGGGAUGGCAAAAAAACCCCACCCCAAAUGCCCCGGCAGAUGCCUUGCUAGCCUUGUCUCAUGAGGAGCCCAAGAGCUACCCGGCUGGCCACAUUAGGGCCCCAUGUGGAUGGGUGGCUGUGGAUAUUGUAUACAGGCGUCGAGGUAACACCCUGCUCUAUGCAUUUCUUACUUUGCUCUCUCGCGUACCCUCCUGUACGUCACUCCAGCCCAAGCAUCACUAGCGGCAUCACUACCCCAUCUCUCCCAAAGGUAGGGUGGCUGUGAGUGUAAAAAAAUGUGUGUGAGUGUGUCAGUCAGUGAAUGUGUGUGUUUUUCAGUGUGCAUGUAAGUUAGUGAAUGUGUGUGUGUGUGUCUGUCAGAGUGUGUCAAAUCAGUGAAGUAUGUGUAUGUCAGUUUGUGUGUAUCUAAGAGUGUCAGCCUGUCAGUGAGUGGGUGUGUUAGUGUGUCUGUCAGUGAAAGUGUAUGUUGGUUAAACAGUGUGUGUGCCAAUGACUGUGUAUCUGUCAGUAAGUGUAUGUCAGUAUAUGUAUCAGUGAGGGUGUGUGUCUGUUUGUCGGUCAAAGUCUUAAAAAGGUGCAGCCUCGACAGGAAUGGGUGGGGCAAAUUUAGAUUAGGGGGUCCAAGUUUAGUUAUGCCUAGGCAGCACAAAAGAAAAAUACACCAAUGACAAUUUACUAAACACAAAUUUUGAAAGUUAGAUAAAACAGUUUUAAUCCUAGUUUUUGCCCUCCUAACUACAUGAAAAACUACCAAUUAUUAUUUUAUUGUUUUAACUUAGUAUAUAAUUUUUAUCAAAAUCUAAUUCCUUGACAUCCAAAAUAUACUUAAAUGAAAUCAGACACAACAACAUAAUUUCUACCUUUACUUCAGAGAAAAUGACCGGGAAGGGACGUCGCCCAUAACACUGUGGGAAGCUCAUAAGAGUGUAAUCCGCGGAACGCUCAUUCGGAUUGCAUCGCAGAAAAAAAAGCGGCCACCCUGGAAAUGGCAGAACUAUACAAGACCAUUUCAACACUAGAAGCACAACAUAAAAGAAAUCACCUUAACGUAAUAUAUGGAGAGCUCAUGGAGGCCAGGAGAGCAUUUAAAGACCUAAUAGUGAAGAAGCACCUCCGUGCCCUGCAGGGUUCAAAGGGCUUCUUCUACACCCACGCUAACAAGGGGGGUAAGUACUUGGCCCGACUCCUGAAAAGCACUUGACCACAAACACAUAUCCGCAACUUAUGUCUCACAUCAGGCACGGUCUCCCCCUUUCCUCAGGAGAUAGCAGACAAAUUUAAGAACUUCUACCAAUCCCUGUACAACCUCCAACCACACGGAGGGAACGAAUGAAGGCAACAUAACCAUACCCUGAAGACCUACUACCUAAACACCAACAUCACGGAGGUAAUCGAUUCAAACUCAGCCGCGGCCCUGGAUGCUCCUAUCAGCACAGAGGAGCUGCUUCUGCUCUGAAGGGCACUAAAAUUGGCAAAGCCCCUCAACGCAGUAGCAGAGGGGGGAGCUUCGGACUAGAAUCCCUGUCAGCAACGAUAACCAUCUUGCUUGUAACGGACCGUUUCAGCAUACAAGGGGUUAAAAUCCGUUUAGGCGAUAAUCCCCUUUUCCGAGACAGGCACAGCUACUGCAGAACAGCAAACUCCCGAACUGGAUACAAAAUAGCACUCCAACUCCCGAACUGGAACCUCCCAAAUAGCUGCUAGCAGACGAACAGGAAAAGCAGACAAUCAGCUUACACUCCUGGCAAUCAGUCUCUAUCAGCAUACAGUAAAUCCCCCCAAAGACGAGACAAGGCUCCGUGUUGAGGGUCAAGCAGUGGUCUGUUUAAUGAGGGCUACCUGCCCAGUAUUUAUGCAGGUCUCCCACCUGGUGGACACUCCCCUAGGGGACCAGAUGGAAGACUGUAACAAAAGACAGACAUGUACCAAUUACAGACAUACAGAAGUAAAACAUCCCCACAAUGCAUCCUGGCUUCCUCCCCUCUGCCCUGGAGAAGUAAUUCAAUUAUCUCCCAGGACAAAGGCAAAACUCCAUUACACACAUGGGGACACAAAGACAGACUAUCACUUUAAAAUACAUAAUGGGACAAAUGGUACAAUAAAUAUAUACAUGUAACAUAUCCCCAGAUAGCUCAGGUCUGAGUGCACAUUACUAGGUGAAUGGCACUCAGACCACACAAAUACAGUUUAAUUGCCAUGGAGCCAAAGUCUUUAAUUCCACGAACAGGCUCCAUGGCUUGGCUAUCUGGGUUAAAACAUUCCUCCAACAUAAAAUACUGAAUUUACAUACAUUCGUUAAAUUGGUACGCAUUAGAACCAGGGGCUGGAGGCUCAGCGGUGCUUAGCUGACACAGUGUCCAGAUUUGGCGUAGGAAAGCCAGGCAGAAAAGCGCUGGCUGCCCGGGGAGCUCCAGAACAUCGCCAUCGUGUGGCGGCUAGGUGUAACCGCGACCACCCAGUAACAGUCAAUUAAGCUGCGGUUAACCGCAGCUACUGGGUGGUCAAUUGCCCGCACACGCUCGUUAAGCCGCGGUUAACCGCGGCUUCAGGGAGGUAAAUGGAGGGCACACGCCAGCUUCUGGGUGGCCAAUUAACGGCGCCAGCCGACUUCCCACGGCUCUGGGGAGGCUGAUAGAAGUCUGUUUGUUCGGUAGAUAGAAUCUACCGAACGGCUGUACAGAAAAGAAGGAAUAAAUCUUUCUACACAGUAAAAUUAACCGUUUAACUGCCGGUCCAUAAUCCAAAGGCAGCAGGCGGGCAACCAGGCUCCUCCAAUGCAAUGUGGCGAGAUUGGUCUCGUCACAUUGCUCAAACCAGGAAAGGACCCACUAUGCUGCGGUAGAUACCAACCGAUAGUCCUCAUAAACGUUGACACUAAACUGUUCACCGAAGUGCUAGUGACAAUUCUACAACCUUACCUCCCGAAUCUGAUUCACGCUGAUAAGACUGGCUUAAUCCUCGGGCGUGAAGCACGAGACAGCACCUUACGACUCUUCUCCAUCCAACAUCUGGCGAGGGAGAGGGGGGAACGCCUUCUACUGCUAUCGACGGACGCAGAGAAUUCAUUUGAUCGGGUCAACUAGCAGUACAUGAUGGCUAUGCUAGAGGCGAUGGGACUAGGAUGAACCCUUUUGACAUGGAUAUCUGCCAUAUACAGCACACCACGAGCCUCCGUGAGGGUCAACAGAGCCCGGACAACCAAUUUUGCGAUAAGCAAUGGUACGCGGCAGGGAUGUCUCCUCUCCCCCUUGUUAUUCGCCCUGUCCUUGGAGCCACUCCUGCAGGCGAUCCGCUCGAACCCGAAUAUACAGGGAUACGAAGGAAGGGGAACGACCCAUAAAGUGGUGGUGUAUGCCGAUGAUUUACUUUUCUUCAUUAAGCAUCCCCGAAUAACCCUACCGAAUCUGCUGGCGGAGUUUAAACGCUACAGCGAAAUAGCAGGAUUUAAGCUCAACCUAUCAAAAUGCAAGGUGCUGAACCUUACAUUACCCACAGCUGAAUACAGGGCGUUAGAAUCUGAAUUUGAGUUUCGAUGGUGCCACGGCAAGAUGAAAUAUCUGGGUAACCACAGACCCAGGAAAACUCUACGAGAACAACUUCCAACCCUUGUUACACACGAUAAGGUUGGAUCUAACCAGAUGGGCCUUCCCUCAUAUAAUGUGGCAUGGGCGCAUAGCCGUGCUUAAAAUGAAUGUGAUCCACGGAGUGCUAUAUCUUCUGCAGGCAAUACCGGCGACCUUCUCUUCCCUGAAAACCGCAGUCAAACGCUUUACAUGGCGAGGUGAACGCUCCAGACUGCAACACAACAUCCUUUACUCAGAAGGACAACCCUCACCCCUUGACGCCUUUUCCCCCCGCCCCCUGAAAACGGUCCGGGGCUGCCCAAGCACGUGGCUCACACCCACCCACACCGCUUACCCCAAGGGAGCACAACCCUACCACAAACACGAUGCCAACUACCAUACGAUGUGCCUCCAUCAAGGCAAAAGGUCUAAAUGCCCCUACCAAGAGACACAACAUCCUCAGAUGGGCACGCAGACAACAAACCAACAUCCUUCUUAUCCAGGAAACACACUCCCACAACCCACUGCACAUUCCCCCUCACAAACAGCGCCCCCUCACCAGAUUCUAAGACCAAAGGGGUAGCAAUAGUCCUGAAAGCAAACUGCCCCCUAAAUGGACAUCACCUGCACAAAAGACCCACAGGGCUGCUAUAUCACGAUACAAGGGAAAAUCUGUACAAUAACAUAUGCUUUCUCAUCAGUAUAUGCACCCACAACAACAGACACGACCUUCUGGCAACAACUUGCAAUCCACCUCAACACCUUCUCAUCCACCCACCUCAUAGUAGGAGGCGACUGCAAUGCAGUCCACACACCCACCACUGACAGAACAUCACACAACACCACACGCACCCACUCGUACCAAAACGACACCCUUUUUGCCCAGUUCCUAGCAUUGUAGAAUCUAUCAUGCAUAGAUCACUAAUAACCCCUGAAUAUAAUAAACCAUGUCACCAACUCAGACAUCUGCCCAAUCUCCUGGUCUGAUCAUGCUGAGAUAGCAAUCACCAUAAAUUUACCAACAAUACAUAAACAAUGGACCUGGCGACUGAACCCCCUGCUACUGCACGAUAAGCUGAUUAGAGAUAAAACAGCCAAAGCAAUCAAAGAAUAAUUCGAACUGAACUCCCCUACUGCAACCACACCUAUUUCCUUAUGGGCCGCACAAAAAGCGGUCAUCAGGGGUACUCUCAUCAGCCUAGCAUACAAGAAAAAGCAAGCCCAUCAACAAAUAUCCGAAGCAAUGGCGACACUAUGCCGCCUAGAAACUGAACACAAAAAACACCCGAACCCCACCACACUGCGGAACUGACAGCCACUAGGGACCUUCUCAAAUCCCUUACACAGGCAGACACGGCUAAAGCCCUUAUGUGGCUCAAACAAAAAUUAUAUUAAUUAUAAUAUUAAUAAUAGACACAUUCCUACACAACGCAACGCUCCCCAAAAUGUCCCAAGAAGCCAAAAACACAAUAGGAAAGGAAGUCACGGUGGAAGAAAUGGCACAGAUAGUAGGGUCACUCAAACCCAAUUAAAGUCCAGGACCAGGCAGCUACACGGCCCUAUACUAUAAAGAAUUUGACCCCCUACUCCUCACACACCUCUGCGCGGUAUUCAACGCCACACUCAGAGGAGAAACACUACCACCCGAAAUAACAAGCACAAACAUAUGCCUCCUACCCAAACCGGGCAAAGAUCACACAGAACCCGCCCACUACAGGCCAAUCUCGCUACUUAACGUAGAUCUUAAUAUUAUGACCAAGAUAAUGGCCAAUAGACUGAACCCUCAUCCACCCGGAUCAGGUGGAGUUUUUCCCCACAGACAAGCAGCUGACAAUACCAGGAGGGUCAUGGACCUCAUUUGGCUGGCUAACCACAGACAAACCCCAACAGCAAUAAUAUCCCUAGACGCAGAAAAGGCCUUCGACCGCCUACAAUGGCCAUUUCUCUAUAGAACCUUGUCACACAUCGGGCUACCACCAGAAUUCACCUCCUUCCUACCCACUAUAUACAACUCACCACAAGGUGCACUCCUGCUGCCCACACUUUCCUAUAUUGAACGGCACCGCCAAGGAUGCCUCUUGUCACCCUUACUCUUCGCCCUCUCGUUGGCGAAGCAAUCCGAGCCAGGCGGGAGGUCAAGGGGAUCGAAGUAAGAGGGAAAACAUUCAAAGUAUCGGCUUAUGCCGACGAUAUGCUACUAACGCUGACCAACCCAGAACAGUCGCUCUGCCCCCUCCUCAGCAUCAUACAAAACUACUCAGGGUACAAGAUCAACCUAACCAAAUCCGAGCUCCUACCCAUACAAAUAGAACCUCAGUGCCUGACCAGAAUCGAACAAACAUUCCCACUGAGAAUAUGCCACACAGACAUAUCAUACCUAGGGAUCAAACUACCAACAGACACAAAAGACUUAUACGCAAAAAAUUACACCCCACUGAUACAUGAAUCCCACGAGGACUUAAUAAAAUGGAGACCCCUGGGGAUCUCCUGGCUAGGACGCAUCACCUUGAUUAAAAUUAAUCUCCUCCCUAGAUUCCUAUACCUCUUCGAAACUCUCCCAAUACCAAACCACAAACAAGACUUCAAAACCCUACAAUCGGCAAUAAAUGCAUUCAUCUGGAAUGGACGCAAACCAAGAGUACGCAGGAGCACCCUGUAUGUGCCCCCAAAAAAUGCAGAGGCCUGGGACUCCCCAAUGUAUCACACCACCACUCGGCAACACACCUAGUGCAAAUACAGCAGUGGCACGUCCCGCCUGGGAAAAAACGAUGGGUGGACCUUGAACACCUGAUUUUCGGCUGGGACCACCCAUCCCUCUACAUGGGAUGGGUGGUCCCACAUAGACCCCUACCGCCCACAAUCACCCACACACUCGACCUCAGGGACAUACUAAGAGACAAAUUUGAACUGUCCUCAUUCCUCUCCCCCAUGACUCCGAUUUGGAGGAACAAACUGUUCCCACCGGGGCUCACCCCAAAACAUUUCGCCCACUUCGAUCAAUGAGAUAUAUCAAGACUCCAACAUGUACAUGACUCUAGCUAACCACCACACACAACUAUCCCUCCCAUACAUAGCAGCAUGGGAAACAGACCUUGACCCUCCGGAGGAGGCCACAGACUGGUCAGACAUCUGGGAGGCAACAGCCUCCAUAUCGAUCUGCAUCACACAUACAGAGCAGGCAUACAAAAUGCUAUUCUGCUGGUACUUAACGCCACAACGCCUUGCAAUCAUGCACCAAAUACCAUCCAACACCUGUUGGAAACAAUUCGGUGAAAAGGGUAUGUUCCUAAAUUGCUGGUGGACAUGCCCGAAACUCCAACCUUUCUGGCAAAGUGUCACACAACUAAUCACUAAACUAACUGUGAAACCCUGCCCCACAGACCCCUGGGCACUUUUACUCUCUAAACCAUUAGAACCAUUCACCAGAGCGUAGAACAAACUCAUAGCUUGCAUCGCCCUGGCAACACGAAGGGCCAUAGCAGAACUGUGGUCCACAACCACGUAUCCUGACCCAAGAAAUUAUCACAAAAAAAUUAAAUGACAGCUCACAAAUGGACAAACUCACAGCGCAAUUACAUGACUCUCCGAAACAGUACCACAAAAUAUGGGACCCAUGGCUGGAGGGAGACACGUCCAUACCAUGGUAACCACACCCGAUAGAAAACCAGACAGAAAACCUCAACACCCCAGAAAAACAACCAACAACUUCAGUACAUACACCCCCGAGCAACAGACCCACAUGACACUGUGACCCUCAUCCAACAAAUGCCACCCCACAACCCUCAAAGGAGGGGGCGCGCCUCGGGCUGCCAUCGGACUGUGAACCCACCCCCACACCCAAACCCCCAAACCCAUCCCCACCCCCGAAGACGACCUCAAAAAUAAGACUCAGACUGACUCAUAAAAUAGACAUAGGAAGUACGACAAUGCAAACAUGAAGCAUAGGUGACUUAAACCACUUACAGGCACAGGUACAGCACCACAACACACAAAAGCAAAGGUGCCAAUACGCCUGACUACAGACUCUGUGAUGGACCCACUACGCUACUGAAUACGGCAACCACACAUAUAAAGUUAACACGAGGCAUGGCAACGCACUAACAAUGGUGCAAUUCCACUAAUGUAUACCGCACUCAUCUGUGUCAAAAUACAACUAUGUAUGAAUACGUACCCUGCGUUAGUACCAAUCCCAUUAACGUAUAUUGCAACUAUCUAUGUAACUGUGCCCUCAAGGCCGAAAGAGUACCCUGCGAUGGUACCGCUAUCACUACCAUCUGCAACUCCCACCUACCCCUACCCACCUCCUAUCUCUUUCUUAUGUACCCCUGCAAGGGAAAAUCUAAUGUAAAACAAAAAGUUACAUUUAUGAUGUGUCUCAUUAACCAGUGAGUUAUUUACAUCUAACCAUGUUAUACAUGUUACCGUAUUUUUCGCUCCAUAAGACGCACUUUUUUUCCCCUCAAAAGUGAGGGGAAAUGUCUGUGCGUCUUAUGGAGCGAAUGUGAAGAAUUACUUACCUGUCUUGGAACGUGGGCCGGCUUCACAGCGCGCUCCGCGGUCCAGGAACUUCUAUUUCAGGUUCCGGUUUCCGGCGGGACUGAAAGGAAGUGUGCACACUGAGUGUGCACACUUCCUUUCAGUCCCGCCGGAAACCGGAACCUGAAAUAGAAGUUCCUGGACCGCGGAGCGCGCUGUGAAGCCGGCCCACGCUCCAAGACAGGUAAGUAAUUAUGGGACAAGGGGAGGGGGAGACACUAUGGGAGGGGAGGAGACACUAUGGGAGGGGAGGGGAGACACUAUGGGAGAAGGGGAGGGGGAACACUAUGGGAGAAGGGGAGGGGAGACACUAUGGGAGAAGGGGAGGGGGAGACACUAUGGGAGAAAGGGAGGAGAACACUAUAGGACAAAGGGGGAGGGAGGAGACACUAUGGGACAGGGGAGGGGAGAGCACUAUGGGACAAGGGGAGGGAAACACUAUGGGAGAAAGGGAGGGAGACACUAUGGGAGGACAAGGGGAGGGGAGGAGACACUAUGGGACAAGGGAAGGGGAGGAGACACUAUGGGACAAGGGGAGGGGGACACUAUGGGAGAAAGGGAGGGGAGACACUAUGGGACAAGGGGAGGGGGGGACACUAUGGGACAAGGGGAGGGGGAGACACUAUGGGAGGGAAAGUGCACUAUGGGACAAUGGGAGGGGGGGACACUAUGGGAUCAGAACACUAAUGGACAAGGGGAGGAGGGGUUAAAGAACACUAUGGGACAGGGUAGGAGGGGUUAACAAUCACUAUGGGACAGAGGAAAGGGGGUUAAAGAUCAUUAUGGGACAGGGGAGAAAAAAAAAUAUUCUGAACAAACUGUCCCAUGGUAAGAAACACUAUGGAACAGUUUGUUCAGAAUAUUUUUUUUUCUGGGUUUCCUCCUCUAAAAACUAGGUGCGUCUUAUGGUGAGGUGCGUCUUAUGGAGCGAAAAAUACGGUAAUUCUUUAAGAGGCUAAAGAAUUAACAUGUAUAACAUGCUUAUUUAUCAAACUACACCAUAUCAUAAAGAUAUAGAAGUUAUAUAGUCAUAUUAUAGUAUAAAAAUUAUUGUUUAAAAUAAUUAUUGAAUAAUAAAAUUGUUUACAAAUAAUUAUUAAAGUGCAUAACGUGCUUAUUUCUCAAUCUGCACCAUAUCCUAGAGUUAUAAAAAAAAAUAGGGUUAUAUUAUAUUGGAGACUAUAGAGAUAAAGAAACUACCAAAUUGAUUUUAGAAUUCCCAUGACAGCCUGGAAAGCCCAUACUUGAUGUGCAUCUAAUAGAACAGUCACCAACACCACAGAUUGAUGAUAAUCUGUAAAGUCAAAACAAAGUAAUUAAUAUCACAUGAUUAAAAACAAAUUUAAGUAAAUCUAUAUUAACGGAUUGAGGUCAUAUUCAUGAUUAAGUCCCUUAGGAGCCAUGGUAUCAAGUUCUUUUACCCAAUGAGCUUCUCUAAAUAACAGCCUUUUCUGUCUAUCUCCACGUCUGAAUUUUUCUUUGUGUUCAAUGAUUUGGAAUUAUAAUUGUGCUAUAGUGUGACGUGCCUCUGAAAAAUGUGAAGGGAUCAUUAAUUCUAACAUUUUAGUUUUGAUCAUUGAAUUGUGUUUUGAAAAUCUUUCUUUCAAUAUAAUAGUCCACAUGGACAUUUUAAAGUAUAGACCAUGUGUAGUGUUACAUGUAACAAACUGUUUGACUAAGUACUUUUUGCCUUUGUGGAGAUGGUAGAACAUAGAUCCUCUAAUCAUGGAAUUGCAGCACACAGAAUUGUAGCAUGGAAAAUUUCCAUUUUUAUUUUUAUUUGGACUUGUCUUAUUGUAGCGGAGCUGCAAUAUUAAAUCCCAAGAUCUCCGCUGGCAUAGAAGGUAAUCCAAAGUAAAGUGCUGGAAAAGAAGGCAAUAUCCCAAAUCCACCAGUAACUGGACUAAACACAGUUCAGGGAGUCAACUGAUAAUUUUAUACACGGCUCCAGGAGUCAACUGACAAUUUUAUUCACGGCUCCAGGAGUCAACUGACAAUUUUAUUCACGGCUGUUAGCCUAUGCAUGCUCUCUAUUCUAAAACACACUAAUACAUUUUUACACCAGGUUAACACAGCUAUUUCAGACAACCUUUAAAUGUUCUGUAGUAUAACCUAAAGUGGCUAGGUUUGCCACAAUGCUCCCCCAGAACCAAGCCAGCAUACACAGUCUGAUCCCAACGGAUCGGCUUUGGGAUGUCCGGAGGAGUACUCACAGAUCACUUCUCAAGGUCAGUCUGUCUAGAUAACCCGUCGGCGUUACCAUUUUGCUUUCCUGGGCGGUAAUGAAUAGUGAAGUCAAAAGGCUGCAGCGCCAAACUCCAGCGCAGCAGCCUGGCAUUGUCCCCCGCCACACGGUUCAGCCACACCAACGGGUUGUGAUCUGUGAGUAGGGAAAAAGGUUGUCCAUAUAAAUAAGGCUGCAACUUUUUGAGGGCCCACACCACGGCCAGGCAUUCUUUCUCAAUGGCAGCGUAGCUCACUUCACGGAGUAAUAACUUUUGGCUUAAGUAAGCUAUGGGAUGUUCUCUGCCAUCUGCUCCAACUUGGCUCAGCACUGCUCCCAAUCCAAACAUUGAAGCAUCUGUGUGGACAAGAAAUCGUUUAGUUGGAUCAGAAGCAGCAAGUACAGGUGCAUUGGUUAAAGCAGUCUUGAGUUGUUGGAACACCUGAUCACACUCUGGGGCCCAGAUGACCUGUUGAGGAAGGUUUUUGCGGGUCAAGUCAGUCAGGGGUUGGGCCAGGGCGCUAUAAUUGGGUACGAAUUUUCGGUAGUACCCUGCAGUACCCAGGAAGGCUAGCACUGGGGUUUUGUCCGGGGGGUAGGCCACUUAGCUACUGCUUCAAUUUUUGCUGGUUCAGGCUUUUGCUGUCCACUCCCCACCCGAAGCCCCAGGUACUGUACCUCUGCCAUCCCUAUGUGACAAUUGUUGGGCUUUAGCAUCAACCCUGCCUCUCCGAUACGGUCAAUGACUGUUCCAAUAUGUCGCAGGUGGUUUGACCAGGUCUGGCUAUAGAUGGCGAUAUCAUCCAGGUAUGCACAUGCAUACUCCUGAAAUCCAUCCAGUAGCCGAUCCACCAUCCGUUGAAAGGUAGCCGGAGCAUUUUUCAUCCUGAAUGGCAUGACGCAAAACUGAUACAAGCCAAACGGGGUGACAAAUGCCGACUUGGGGAUGGCAUCCUCGGCUAGUGGAAUCUGCCAGUACACUUUGCAUAAAUCUAUUGUAGUAAGGUACUGGCCUCGUGCCAUUUGGUCUAGCAGCUCGUCUAUCCAGGGCAUCAUCGGGUAGGCAUCAGACACUGUUUUGUCAUUUAGCCUCUGGUAGUCUACACAAAAGCGUGUUGUGCCGUCCUUCUUGGGUACCAGCACUACCGGCGAUGCCCAUGGGCUAUCAGAAUGUUCAAUAACCCCUAGCUGCAACAUUUCCUCAAUUUCCUUCCUCAAAUGUUUCCUGACCGCUUCCGGGAUACGGUAUGGGGUCUGCCGCAUAGGUAGCUGUCCGGGGGUCUCAACUCGGUGUACCCUGGUAAAUUGGAGAAUGUGGUUCCCUUAGCCGCGAUUAACUCCUGUACCUGGGCACGCUCCUGAGGACUUAGCCGCUCCCCCAGCUGAACACCUGUGGAGGCCUCUGCCUGAUCUUCCCGCUCUAAUAAGUCAGGUAGCGGAAGAUUCUCCUGAUCCUCAGAGGCUGAAGCGCAUAUCGCCGCCACGUCCUCUAUCCUCUCAUGGUAGGGUUUGAGCAUAUUCACGUGGAGCAUGCAUCUCUUCCCUUUCCCUGAGCAGGGGCCAAUCACAUAGGUGGCGUCACAUUUCUGUUCCACCACCUGGUAUGGGCCUUGCCACAUAUUCUCCAUAGUUGGUGGGUCACCUCGGCCGUGAACUGCAUACCCCUAUCCGAUAUGAUCUCCUGGGGGAACCCCACCUGAGGGAACCCCAUUAAGGCCUCGGCCACUGUCUCGGCGUAGAUAUUAGAGAGGGCUACUGCUUUGGGGUACUGGAUUGCUGAAUUGAUGUCUCCCUCCAUCAAUUCAGCAAUCAGCACAUCUUUUGGCUUAUUACUGGCUAUCUUACCCCUGGCUUCCAAUAGUUCCUUUAAUGUCUGCCGUUUCAAUGCACUCUAGUCUGUCUCCAUUCACCUCUGUGUUCGGUUCUUUGUUGUAUCUGAAUUGCCAUUCACUUUCCUGUUCGGUAGUUUCAAUUACCCGAACACCGCUUUUCGGCUGUAAGGUUGGAUGCCGUCGCUUGCCACCAAUUGUAGCGCAUCCCAAGGUCUCCACUGGUAUAGAAGGUAAUCCAAAGUAAAGCGCUGGAAAAGAAGGCAAUAUCCCAAAUCCCACAGUAACCGGACGAAACACAGUUCAGGGAGUCAACUGACAAUUUUAUUCACGGCUGUUAGCCUAUGCAUGCUCUCUAUUCUAAAACACACAAAUACAUUUUUACACCAGGUUAACACAGCUAUUUCAGACAACCUUUAAAUGUUCUGCAAUAUGACCUAAAGUGGCUAGGUUUGCCACACUUGUCUUGGGGGAUAUUGUUAGUUUGGCUUUAACCAACUUAUCCCGAAUGGAUGGAGCACGUUUGAGAAUGAGCAUUGGUUUCAUUUUAAACUCAAUUAUCUCAGGAUGGCAGUCUGCCAAUAUGUGCCAAUGUUUAUCUAUCACUCUUUUUAGUCUGGUGGACAUUGUACCAAAUCUAGAAAUCAGUUUAAGUCUGUUGUCUUUAUUGGGUCCACUGUCAGGGAGAAUCACAUUUGGUCUAUCUAUAUUGGACAGUUGAUUCUGGAUAAUGGAUAUAGGAUAUCCUCUCCUACAUAAUCUCUGGUCAGGAUGCUGGUCCAGCUGUUCAGUUCUAGAGACCAAUAUUUUAACCCUCAAAAGUUGACUUUUUGAGAUAGCUCUGAACAUAGAGGGGGGAUGAAAACUAUCAAAACAUGUAAAAUGGUGUUUUUAUCAAGGGGUUUUCUGUAGAUGCCCGUAUUCAAUUUCUCAUCUCCCUUGGAGAUCAGAAUGUCCAAAAAUGGGAUGGAUUCCAAAUCCAUCACCAUAGUAAACUUAACAGUUUCUGAGCACUCAUUAAGAAAACCAAAAAACUGAGGGGCUCCAAUGGGCCACACCACAAUGCCAGCACAUCAUCAAUGUAACGCCACCGAUGUGUAAUGUAUUUCUUAUACAGAUCAUUUUUGUAUAUUGUCUCUUCAAGUUUGGCCAUAUAAAUGAUGGCAUAUGUGGGGGCCACAUUGGAGCCCAUCGACGUAUCCUUAAUUUGUACAAAAAAAUCCCUCUCUAAAGGCAAAAUAAUUCUCCAUCAUAAAUAAAAGUCAACAAUGAUAUUGUUGUCUAAUGCUUCUUUUAAUAUGGUAUCAGUCUUAUUUUUUGAACUAGUGUAGGGUCAGUUAGUACUUUCUUAUAUGUGCCACUGUCAUUUCACUGUCUAUUUAACUGGACAAAAUGUCAGACCUUUUUUCAAGACUGAGGUUUCUUCUUCAGAUAGGACGUUAGAAGAUAAGUUGAUUAUUGUAUCUUCUUCAUCUUUUGGGGGCCCUUGUUUCUCCAUUUUGCUGGUAAUGUUCUUCUUCUUGUGGCCACUCUGGCUUAUUAAGUCUUAGACCCAGUGCGCACUGAUACUUUGUUAUUCAGCGCAUGUGCAUCUGACUGGUGCACAGCGCAUGUUUCUAUUUUCGUGGGGAGUAAGACAUCAGUAUGUAAAUGCCCCCUGGUUGAGUGUAACAUAUAUUCUCUUUUCAGCGCAUGUGCGUCCGACUCGUGCACAGCGCAUGCUCUUAUUUUCGUGGGGAGUAAGACGUCAGUAUAUAGGUUGCAUGAAAUGUCAUUACGUCGAUGUCACGCACCUGACGGAAAUGCUUUUCUGGCGGGACUUAAACUGUUUCAAACUAUAAUACAUAAUUUAAUUAUUAAUUUAAUCAGGCGUUACUGGGUUUUGAUUGAUGACACAGCUGACGACCUUUAUCUCUGGGUAAGCUACACUGGAGUGCAUUAACUUAAUUCCUUGAUUGUUUAAAUUAUGUAAAUUGGGUAAAUUAUGUUAGUUAUUGUAAUCACUUGUUCCUAUAAAUUUGUACCUGUGUAUGCAUUUGAUGGCUUGACAAAGACCGUUCAGGUCGAAAUGUUGUGUGGCAGUGGGUUCAAUAAAAGUGAUGACGUAGGACGUACGCAUGGGCGCGCACACCCACGAGCGCGGUGAUGCUAAUGCCCUGAAGGAGAGAGCUCGUAGAGGAGACCCGCCGGUUUGAUGUUAGUAUACAUCUCGGAUUAAAUAUCUUGCCAAAAUUCCCCUAACACCCUAAGCACUCACCACGGAAAGCGGGAAGCGGAAAGAGGAAAGUGGUACUAGUAACACCGUACAGAGACGCUGAAGUCCUGGGAGUUAAGCCUGCCUGUCUGCCUCGAGAAUAAUUGGAGGAAGGGGAGCGAGUGAGACAGAGGAGGCGUCGGUGUUGGUGAGAGCGUGGGGUGGGUCCCUGGCGGACUUACCGAUGCACUUUUUUUUUUUCCUCUCUCUUUCCUUUCUCUCUCUACUGUUUGCGUUCCACAUAUAAUAUAUAGCAUGGAGAGACAAAGUAAGACAAGUGUAAAGGAAAGAAAUCAAAUAUAAAUAUAAAGGUGGGAGAAAGUGAAAGGGUAAAGGGGUGGCAAAAUAAUUGAAGGCAAAAGAAAAAAAAAAAGAAAUGUAAGAAAAAAAGUUAUAGAAAGAUACAAAAAUCAGAUGGCAGACUUGUUAUAAAUUUAAAUGCCUGCUAAAGAAACGAAGAAAUGAUAGAGAAAAAUGAGCGUAGAAAAUCGGCUGUUGCCUAACAAAAUAUGGACACACCUUUAAAGGGAUUACAAAUUAAAGCAUUAAGGCAUACAAUCUUAUUUUUUUUUUCUCUGCUUGUUUUUUUUUUUUUGAUUGGACUAACUUAUCUUUGUAAAUGCUUGAAGCUUAAAAUUACCAAAAAAAUAAAAGAUAAGAAGGAAUAAUAGCAAAACGACCAGAGACUAGCACAAAAGCCAGACUUAAUCCAGAGCAAUUGAUUAUAACAUAAAUAGAUGUAAAUUACAGCAUUGGAAGAAUCCCUAAAGCUACAACCCAGCGGGAAGAUUCACGAUAGGGGAAAGGAGAAGAGGAAAGAGAAGAAAUAAGAGAAAAUGUUUUUUUUCUCCUCCCUCUCUCUCAUGGCAGCAAAAAAGGUCCAAGAAGGUAAACAACUAACGAAGAGAGAGAAAGAGAGGAAUCUGGAAAUUAGACCAGAAAAUCUGCCUCUACUUUGUCGCAACAACAGAGACAAGAGUUAGAGCAACAAAAUGAAAGAGGUACUUCAUUUCAAACACUUAAAGAAAUAGAAAUCACGUCACCACAGAAGGAACUUUUAAAACAGAACCAAAAAGAGGUUAAUCUUGCAGAAAUACAUGAGUACUUUUGAACGCCAAUUUGAUAAGAUAAAAAAUGAAAUACAGGUGGGCCUUACGGAAUUUAAAACUGAAAUUCUAUUAAUAGAGAAGAAAGUUAAAAUUAAUGAAGAAAAAAUAGAAUCUCUAGAAUACCAGCAAGCUAUAGCGGAAGAUGUUCAAGAAAACGCCAAGAAAAGAAUAGCAGAUUUGCAAUUAAAAAUCACUGACUUAGAAGACAGAAUGAGGCGUAAUAAUUUAAGACUUAGAGGAAUUCCAGAGAUAAUUACUCAUGAAAAACUGCAAGAUUAUAUUCUGAAUCUUUUUCAACAAUUAGAUAUUCAAUUGUCAAAUCCCUUACAGAUGCUAGAGCGGUGUCACAGAAUUAUGAAACCGGAAACAAUAGCACAAGACGCCCCAAGAGAUGUACUUAUAUGUUGCGCAUCAUAUAAGAUAAAAGAGCAACUAUUAAGAUCAGCAAGAAUGACUAGAUUAAUAGAACCAUACAAAGAUAUUGUAAUUUUUCCAGACAUAUCAUACCAUACCAGGACGAAAAGAAAACCGUUUUCAGCACAUACAAAGAUCCUAAGGCAAAAGAAUAUUCGAUACUCGUGGAGAUACCCAAGUAAAAUUGUGGUUUCUUAUGAGGCAAAAACGUAUUAAUUCUCUGAUGUACCGGCUAUAGAAAAAUGGUUUAAUGAUAUGAAAUUUGCUGUCACUAUUUGAAUAGUAUGUGUUCAUAUGUAGAUAUGUGUAUGUAUGUAUUUAUUUAUUUUUUUCGUUUUCUUCUUCUUCUGUGAAAGAGAGUUCAUAUUAGCUAUGUUAGUAGCACAAUAGGGUAGUUAGUCACAGGGAGUACCGUACAAGAAGAUAUUAAAAGGUAAAGUUACACUUAGUGUUAUGAAUGUAAUUUAAAUAUUAGUAUGCACAAUAACGAUUUAAUAAUAGAGGUUAGUAGUAAAGUAUUAAUGGUGUACUAUAUCUAAUUUGAUAAAGACUGGUUGAGAAUUAGUGAGAUUAUAGAAAGAAUAGAAGUCACAAAUAUUACACAAGAAAAAUGGAAUAAAAAAGUUAGAGUGUGAACAUAAUCAAUAAAUACUAGGUUUAAGGAUUGACAUAAGUAGCACAAUAUAAUAGAAAUAUAUUUAUUCAUGGUUAUGAUUUAAUUAAUUAUUUAACUAAAGAGCUAAAGUAAUAAUAGGGAAAUAGGAAAAAGAAUGUACUCUCAAAUGGGAUUAAAGGAAGGAGGGGAGGGGGAUAGGGAAGAGGAAAGGGGAAAGAGGGCUGGAUUUGAAGAAAUAUACGAUAUAAAUAUGAAAUUUUAUUAAUAGAGAAAAUAUUAAAGAAGAUGAAGGGGAAUACAUAUAUAUACAUAUCUAUAAUUUUUUUUCCCCAUUUAUAUGUUAAUGAAAGUAUUUCUCUCUUUCAUUGAGGUAUUCAGCAUCAUACAAUUGAUCCCAGUAGGGAUCCAGGUGGACGGUUUGGUGAAAGGGGAUAUUCACCAAAACCAUCCAGACUUCCUUAAAGGGAUGUUUUUUUUUCUGUUGUUUGUAUGUAUUAGUAUGUUUGAAUUUGUCAAAAUGUUUAAUGUUAGUCUUAGUCUCUCCACAGUGACUUAUGUGGAGGGUAAAGGAAAUAGAAAUCUAUCCAGGAAAAUUGAUACUUAUGUAUAAAUGUUUGAAAGUCAAUAGAAGACAUCAUGACUUUAUUGAUAGUCAACAAGAUACAAGUCAUAAAUUUUUUUUUGAUAAAUGGUAAAUUUUGUGACUAUCAAUGUACAAGGUCUUAAUUCACCCCAAAAAAGGAAAAUAGUAAUUGAUCGUAUGAAAACAGAAAAUUCCCAUAUAGUGUGCCUACAAGAGACGCAUUGGCGACAAGCUGAUGAAGGGCGAUUUAGAUUUUGAGAUUUUCCUCUUUCAGUAUGUUCGUCACUUAAAGAGAAAAAGAAAAGAGGAGUAGCAAUUUUUUUUUCAUCUAAAAUAAAUGUCUCUAUAAAACAUCAGAGUAUAGAUAAAAUGGGCAGAUGGAUUAUAUUAAUUUGUGGUAUUGAUGAAGAAUUAUAUACAAUAGUAAAUAUCUUCGCACCGAAUUCUUCACAAUUACAGUUUAUACAAAAAGUCCUAACGAAAGCAGAAAAAAUUAAGCAAGGAACUCUUAUAGUUUUAGGUGACUUCAACUCUGUAAUCGAUCCCAAAUUAGGUAAGAGGUCUGAAAAAAGGUAAAAUACCCUCCAAGAAUGUCUUUAAUCAAUCUAAGAAACUGAGUAAUAUCAUACAAAAUGCAGCUCUUUUGGACCUUUGGAGGAUAUUCCAUCCUACCGAUAGAGAUUUUACUUGUUUUAGCAAGACGCAUUGUUUGUAUUAAAGAAUUGAUUUAAUCGUAAUAGAACGUAAUCUGCUGGGUAGAACAAAAUCCUCUAAUAUAUUGUCCACCACUUGGUCUGACCAUAAUAUGGUAAAGGUCCACUUGAAAGAUAAAUUUACUAGACAAAGACCAGAAUGGAAAUUGGACAAGAAAAUAUUAAUGUCGGAAGACAAUAGAGAACAAAUUUCUAAAGCAAUAGAUACAUAUUGGAUAGACAACCAAAAUGAUAAAAUGGUGUGCAUUUAAAAGUGUCAUAAGAGGUCACUUAAUUAUUAUGGCUGCGGACGAUAAAACAAGUAAAGGGAAAUCUCUUUCAGAGUUAUAUAUAGAAUUAAGUGAAUGUAACAAAAUAAAUAUAACUUCCCCUACAAGAUCUCGAGCAAAUCAAAUAAGGAUAACUGAGAGAAAAAUUAAUGAUAUCUUAAUAGCUAAAGCCAACAGAAAUUUACAAUAUAUGAAAACUAUUUUUUUUUUAUAGAGGAAAUAAAGCUGAUAAACUUCUUACUAGUAAAGUUAAAGCAUAUCAAAAGGCUAAAUUAAUAAAUAAAAUAAAACUAGAUAAUGAAGUAAUAAUUGACCCAUUUAAAAUUGGGGCGGCUUUUAAAGAAUAUUAUCAUAAUUUAUACAACUUAUCAGUAACAGCUACUCAAGAAGAUAUACAAAAAUAUUUUCUAGAUAAGAAUUUGCCCAAAUUAACAUAUUCACAAAUAAGUAAACUGAAUGAAGAUAUUUCAGCCCAAGAAAUUAUAGAGGCAAUGAAAAAAAAUAAAGCACCAGGCCCUGAUGGGUAUGUGGAUUUUUUUUACAAAAUCUACAAAGAUAGGCUCGUUCAAGGUUUAAGGGAAUGUUAUAAUACAGUUAUGUCCACGGGGAAAUUGCCACACGAGAUGUUAGUAGCUAAUAUCGCUCCUAUACUUUAACCAAAAAAAAAAUUCAGAAGAGAUUGCCAAUUAUAGGCCGAUAGCUUUGCUAAAUAAUGAUUAUAAAAUGUGUGCAUCAAUUAUAUCUAAAAUAAUUAAAAGUAUAAUUACGAGCUUAAUAUUGGAAGAUCAAGUAGGAUUUGUUCCCGGGAGAUCAUCGUCUAAUCAUAUCAAGAAAAUUAUAAAUAUCUAUGCUAAGGUACAUGCCACAAAAAAACCCUUUCUUAUCAUGGCGCUCAAUGGCGAGAAAGCCUUUGAUCGGGUUAACUGGAACUACAUGAAAUCAACCCUAGAGGCUUUUGGUUUUUCGGGACAGAUCCUUUCGGCAAUUAUGGCCCUUUACUCCUCUCCAUCGGGCAGGAUAGUGGGAGGGGGAAUUAGGUCGGAUUGGUUUGAGAUUUCAAAUGGUACGUGUCAGGGAUGCCCACUAUCCCCACUUCUUUACAUCAUAGUGGUGGAACCUUUGGCUCAUGACAUACAUUUGAACAUUAAUAUAACAGUCUUGCAUAAGAAAGAUAAAGAUCCAAAGAUAAGCCAGUACGCUGAUGAUAUUCUGUUAACAUUAUCGAAUCCAUCGCAUUCGGUUCCAGCAGUAAUAAUAGAAAUAAAGCAGUUUAGCUUUCUUACAAACUAAAAACUUAACAUUCAAAAAACAGUAUUGCCUUUAUAUAUGGAUGUGGCUGAAUAUAAUUUCUUAAAUGAACAAUAUGAUUUUAGAUGGGAGAGGAAAAGUUUUGUAUAUUUGGGGAUAAUUAUAGUUCGUGACCCUGAAAAUAUUAUGAGAGCCAAUCUGGUGGGGAAGAAUUAACUCUAUAAGGGCUUAUAUCUUUCCUAAGAUUAUUUACUUAUUAAGGAUGAUUCCAUUACCGAUUCAACCUCACUGGCUAACAAAUAUUAAUAAGAUUUUCAGAAAUUAUAUUUGGCUUAACAAGAAGCCUAGAAUAGGACAAGAACUUAUGUAUUUAAAAUAUAAACAAGGGGGAGCAGGAUUUCCUAAUAUUUUUUGUAUCAUCAAGCUGCCCAGCUGAUGCAUACAGUAACUACAAUUAACCAAGACACACAUCCACAGGAUUGGUAUGAAUUAGAGGGAAAGGAUAUUUCGGAGCCACAUAAUAUAGUUAAACUGAUGUGGCCUAUAAAAAUUUUAGCCCGUAAUAAAUAUAAGUUAUGUCAAACAGACGACAUAAUAUCAAAACCUCAGGUUAAAUACUGGACUUAUUUCAAAAAACAAAUGGAUUUGAAAGAUAACAUUUUGCCGGCAUUACCGUUUAGAUAUCUAAGGAAAUGGAUAGAAAAUAAAGACGUCAGUCAGUGGACUAGACAUGGUAUUAAGAGAAUUUCAGAUUUAUUUGAUGGAAAUAAUAUUAUGUCCUUUAACAAUCUUUGCACUGUUUUCAGUAUCCCAUUAUCCCAGAACUUUAAUUUUAUAAGAAUAAAAAGCUUCUUACAUAGAGUCGUACCUCAUUUGAAAGAGCAUUCUCCAGCUUUUAAAUUGAAUAAACUGAUAAAUUCGGGAAAAAAUACAAAGUUAUUAACAAAAUGCGUUGAGAUAUUGAAUUCAAUUAAAGUGCAGAUCCAUCCUCCAGCUAAGACUAAGUGGGAAAGGGAUCUGAAAAUUAAAAUUGAUCUAAGAGGUUUCACCGGGGUUUCAUGUGACAAACUGCCCUGUCUUAUGGAGAAGCUGGAUUGCUAGCCUCUUACCUUGGGAUGCUGGCCCUUUAAGUUAUUGGGUCUUAAGGCACUUUGGACAGAGCCCUUUGUCCCUGGAUUGCAUCGUUUGCCUUACUUGCUUGGAUUUUACAUCUGCACUGAUACAUUUGUAUGUUGGUUCGUGCAGUUUAACUUCCAUUACAGCUGGACUAAGGCUGUUCGUACAGACUGUGUCUGUGGUGUGUGCUGCUUAUUAGCCACCCAGAAGCUGCGGUUAACCGCAACUUAAUUGUCGAAUGCCAGGGUUGACGAACACGUGGCGGCGGCCAUUUUAAAUCGCCGAACGCUCAGCGGUAGUUUGUCGUCGACGCUCUGGAACUAUUUUCGGACACCUAUUUAGACGAACACCGCUGAAGCUCACCACCAUCCAUGCCAUUCGCUUAGUUAGGCACGAACAAUAUGCUUUCGGGAUUUUCAUAAUAGACGAAGGAGACCGACCCCAGGUAGCUGAAGUUAUGGAACUCUUUUCGGAUUCAAUCUCGCGAACAACCGGUGAAUUAAAACUUCAGUCAACGAUAUUGAGAACUGUGUUCGUGGGAUCUGAGCGCUAUUCAGCUAUAAUGUGCGCUCAGAUCCAAGCUAUCUGGGGGUAUGUGGAACUUAGAGUCUACAUUCACUGAAAUAUAAGUUAUAGAUUUUAAAACAGUUUUGUUAAAAUGUUAAAAGCAAAUUUUUCUCUCUGCCUGGAGAUAAUUGGGUUUUCUCCAACCACUUAAGCCAAUUAUCUCCAGGAUAGAGAGGUGUGGUUUCACUGUUACUGUGGGUGUGUUUAAGAAUUGUACUGUACCCUGAUUGGUUCUGUAUAUUUUGUCACAGUCUUCCACAAGGUCCCAUGUGGGAGUUUCCUUGCUGGGAGACCAUCAUAAAAGGGCUGAGUUUGGCCAUCAAUAAAGCAGAUCGUUUUACCCCUUCAUGAAGUCUCGACUCAUGUUUGGGGGAUUGGAAGCUAUAAUCACUUUGUUUCAGCUGGAUUUCGGGAGAAGCUAUAAGGAUCAGCACUGCACGAAUAGCAGGAUCCUUUACAGGCUCUUCAGUCUGUAUACUCCACAGUGCAUUGUUUAAACGUUAUGGAGGCACAGUACAAAUUAUUAAAUAUGACACCGGCAAAGAUACGAAAGUUUUCAAAUUCAGAAAGUCUGGGGUGUUGGAGAUGUGGUGCAGAAGACGCAGAUGAAAUACAUAUAUGGUGGAACUGUAUACCGCUAAGGAUAGCAUGGGAUUGUUUUUUAGUUGAAAUUAAUAAAAUAUUGGGCAUUACACAAAAAUGGGUACCAGAAAUGGUACUGUUACAUCUUAAAUUACCACAACUAGCAAAAGAUGAGAAAUGUUUCUUAAUUCACGCACUGAUGGCUUUUAAAUUGUCUAUUGCCAGGAAUUGGAAAAAGAUGACAAUAGAUUCAUGGCAACAAUGUAAAGAACCACCUUUAUCAUAUAUCUGAAUGACUCAAGUAUCAAAUCGCAAAUUUAUGCAAAUGCCGGGGUCACUCACGUGACCCGGCUAUAAAGCAACAGUACCAAAAUCACAGUGGGAGGCUUAGAUAUCUCCCACGUGUGAUUGUUAAUUCUGAUUGGAAGUUAUCCAAUCAGAAUUAAGCAAAGGGUAUUUAUACUUACCUUUCCUGUCUCUCAGUGCCCUGUUGUGGUCUUGUGAUACCUGUAGUGCAGUUUUCUCGUGUUGCUCUCUGGUUACCGAUUAUUUGGCUCAUUAUUCCGAUUUUCCUGUAUUCUCCACUCCUUCGACCUCGGCUUGUUUCUCGUUCUCCCGUUUUCUGGCUCCCUUUACUUGGCUUGUCUCCUGACUAUUCUUAGUGUGCUUAGCCUGGCCACUCUAAGGACCGGUAUAGCAUUCUUCCGCUCUGUGUCCUGUUAGCGUGUUAGGUUCCAGAAUCGUGACAUUACAACAGGGCCACCAUGGAACCUGCUGACAUUCCACAGUUGUUAGUAAAUCAGGAGGCUAGAAUGGAUGGUUUAGACCAUCGUAUGGAUCAGUUUGCCCAGGCUUUACAAACCAUACUGGCUCGUAAUGCCCACCUGCAACCUGCCGUUCAAGAAGCUGUUGCUUCUGUGCCAGAACCCAUUCCCAAUCCAGUACCUGCUCCUGCUCACGUGGUUCACAUGAUGCCACCUCAGCGCUAUAGCGGUGAUCCAGCAUUGUGCCGUGGUUUCCUCAACCAAUUUGAUAUUCAUUUGGUGAUGAAUCCUCGUUCCUACCCCACUGACAGAACCAAAAUUGCUUUUCUGAUCAACCACUUGUCCGGGAAAGCUCUAGCAUGGGCUAAUCCCAUGUGGGAGAAUACAUCCCCAAUGUCCUUUGCAGACUUUUUUACAGCUUUUAAACGUACAUUUGAUCAACCCGGUAGGGUUGCUUCUGCUGGCAAAGCUCUGCUUAGGGUCCGACAGGGUAAUAGAUCUGUAGCGGAUUAUACCAUUGAAUUCCGCACUCUGGCAGCUGAAGUAGUUUGGAAUUACGACGCCCUCGUAACAGCCUUUCAGGAGGGUUUGGCCACUUACAUACUUGAUGAAAUAGCAUCCAGGGAAUUGCCUGUUCUUCUGGAUGAUGUAAUAGAUUAUAUCAUUCUUAUUGACAACCAUAGUCAAAGAAGGAUGAAUACACAGGGGUUACCUGCUUUACCCAGUACUGCAUUACUAGCAUUACCUCCCCCUAAUCAACCACCUCCCGAACCCAUGCUGUAGGCUUAACUGAAGCUGAAAGAACGUAUCGCAGAAGGGAGGGCUUGUACCUCUAUUGUGGAAAGAGGGGGCAUCUCCGAAGAAACUGUCCUAGUUUGCAGGGAAAUUUCAGCACCUAAGGCCUAGAGAGGGGUCGGCCUUGGGUGUUAUGGUUUUUUCCCCUCAUGUGUCCAUCUCCAGACCAUUUAUUACGGUUACUCUUUUUGUCAAUCAAACCACUAUAACAACUAAAGCCUUGAUCGAUUCAGGUGCUGCAGACAACUUUAUGAAUGAGAACUUUGCAAAAACCGCAGCCUUGACUCUGAUCCAAAAGGCCACACCCUUUGCUGUUGAGGCCAUAGAUGGUAGACCACUUGAUAAACCUCUGGUGACCCAUGAAACUCAAGAAAUGGUUAUGGCCGUGGGUGCCUUACACAAGGAAAGGUUAACCUUCCAAAUAAUUGACUCCCCUACAGCUUCCAUCGUUCUGGGCUUUACCUGGUUAGGUAAGCAUAACCCGGUACUUGAUUGGGGUUGUUUAGAUAUACUCUCCUGGGGGGAAUCUUGUCAACAAGACUGUAUGGCCCGUUUACAUCCCGUUUGCUUACUUAAUGUGCCUACAGCUAAACCACUUUCUGUUUCUGUCCCUCCUGUUUAUGCAGACCUCGCAUUGGUCUUUGAAAAAAGGGAGGCUGAUAAGCUACCCCCACACCGGGAUUAUGAUUGUGUCAUAAACCUGUUACCUGGUACUAUGCCCCCUAGGGUCUACCCACUUUUUGACCAAAAAAAAAAAAAAACAUGUUAUGUAGGAGUACAUACAGGAAUCUUUACAUAAAGGUUUUAUCGGAAGGUCCUCCUCUCCGGCUGGUGCAGGUUUCUUUUUUGUUGCCAGAGGGCGAUUUGAGGCCAUGUAUAGACUACAGGGGCCUGAAUAAUAUAACAAUUAAAAAUAUAACUUGGUUCGUAUAAAAGAGAAUGAUGAAUGGAAGACAGUGUUCAAUACACGCAGGGGGCAUUACGAGUAUCUAGUCAUGCCUUUUGGACUGUGUAAUGCUCUUGCUGUGUUUCAGGACCUCAUAAAUGAUGUCCUUAGAGAUUUACUGCAUGUCUGUGCCGUGGUUUAUCUCGAUGAUAUACUUGUAUAUUCUCCUGAUUUAGAGUCACAUCAUGCCCAUGUGAGGAUUGUACUUAAGAGAUUGCUGCAGAAGGUCUUUAUUGUAAAUUCGAGAAAUGUUUAUUUGACCAAAAAUCAGUACAAAUCCUAGGGUACGUCAUUUCUGAACAGGGAUUCAGCAUGGAUCCUUCAAAAUUAGAAGCCAUAUUGAUUUGGCCUCUUCCCCAAGGCCGUAAGGCAAUACAGCGAUUUAUAGGCUUUGCCAAUUAUUAUCAUCGGAGGUUUAUUAAAAACUUUUCAUCAGUCAUUUCUCCUAUCACGAAACUGAAUAAAAAGGGAUUGCACCCCAGGGCUUGGACUCCUGAAGUCGUUAAAGCCUUCGAGACUCUCAAAAAGGCAUUUGCCACUGCCCCUGUGCUACACCAUCCUGAUCCUUCUCUUCCCUUUGUUAUGGAAGUAGACGCUUCAGAAUCAGGUGUAGGAUCUGUAUUAUCACAAAGACUAUCGUAUAACGAACCCCUCCAUCCCUGUUGUUACUUUUCUAAAAGGCUGUCUGAUUCGGAAAAGAAUUACGACGUUGGAACAGGGAACUAUUAGCUAUUGUGAUGGCUUUUAAAGAAUGGAGGUACUUAUUAGAAGGAGCUAGACACAAAAUCCUGGUCAUAACUGAUUAUAAGAAUCUCUCCUAUAUAGCAGAUGCUAAAAGGUUAUCCUCUCGUCAAGCCAGAUGGUCUUUAUUUCUUUCACGCUUUCAGUUCAUUAUCACAUAUAGGCCUGGGUACCGUAAUGUCAAGGCUGAUGCUAUCUCCAGACAAUACGAACCUUUGGAGUCAAUUGCCCCCGCUCCUGAACCCAUUGUACCUACAUCUAAGAUAAUAGCUACUACCCGUUUGGUUAUUUUGUCUCUUUUCCUUGAUGGUAUCAAGACAUACCAAUCCCAAGCACCCUCUGAGACACCUGUUGGUAGAUUAUACGUGAAAGAAAAAGAUAGAAAUAAAUUGUUCGCUUUAUUUCACAGCGCCAAAACGGCUGGUCACCCAGGGGUUACCAAAACAUACAAGGGUCUUCUUCAACAAUUUUGGUGGCCCUCACUUAAGCAGGACGUAGUGGAUUAUGUGCAGGCUUAUUGUGUUUGCGCACAGUGUAAGUCCCCUAAUGUUAAACCCCUGGGACUCCUAAUGCCUCUAUCCUGGCCCAAGAAACCAUGGACCCACUUAUCCAUGGACUUCAUUGUAGAUCUUCCUUCAUCUGGUGGACAGAUCUUCCUUCAUCUGGUGGGCAGACAGUAAUUUUGACUGUGACAGUAAUUUUGACUUCCCGCCCGUCGGUUCUCUAAAAUGGCACACUUUAUUCCACUUAAGAAACUACCUUCUGCGGUUCAGUUGGCUCAGGUAUUUGCCAAAGAGGUGUUCCGCUUGCAUGGUAUACCACAGGAUAUCGUAUCCAACAGGGGUCCUCAAUUUGUCUCUCGAUUUUGGAGGGGCUUUUGUGCUGAGAUGGGGAUCUCCUUGUCAUUUAUGUCCUCCUAUCAUCCUCCAUCUUCCCUUUCUCGGUUGCACGUGACGUAGGCGCGCUAUUGGUUACGCCGCAUUACGUGACCGCUGAAACCCGGAAGUUUGGUCUGCCUACAUCUCCCACCUUCCUCUAUGUUCAACUUCUUUGUUGCUACCAUGUCAUUGGUUGCUUGCGGUCACAUGACCGCUCGAACCACAAAACCCUUCGUUCUAUUACUACUUUCAUUUUUAAUGUCUAUAUAUCAUAUAUAUAUAUUACUCAAUAUGCAUUUUAGCCUAACAAUACACUUUUGAAGCUCAUCUAAUAUUAUAGUAACUUCUUAAACACAUACAUGUUAUUUAUUAUUUUAUGCAUAAAUCAUGACGUAAUUUUGGCGCCAAUUUUGAAUCUGAUAAUGAACUAAAAGGUUAUAUAAACCAUUGUAAACCAGGUCUCUGUUUCUUAUUGCCAGUUGAAAAAGCCCUGUGUGGCGAAACACGUUUUGGCUUUUUUAUUAUCUUAUUUUAUAUCAUAUCAAUAAAGGAUUAUUGGCUAGUACAUUACCUUUUUCUUUGCCAUAUACCUUUUAUUUUAAUUUUCAUAAUAAUAAGUUUUUUAUUUUAUUCCUGGACCUGGUUACUAUUUUAUGCAUCACUACCCUUUUGUUCAAGAAUCUUAGGUUGGGAUUAUACCACCUAUGCCAUACAAGUGAGCAGUAUAUCCUGCUCACUUAAAUGUGAGUAUUCUAUACAUAUUUUAUCUCACGUAAUUAUAACAUUUAUACAGUGAGCACUAUUCUGUGUUACCCUCUCUCGAGGAUCUCCGUUACGUGCAUACGCCUAUAUCCCAUCAGUGGGGGACUAAUACCACUGAAUGUGAAGUACACCUGAGCUAGUUCAAGCUCCACAAUAGGUGAGUGCGAUACCUCUUUACUUUGAAUCUUCAUAAAGAAGCUGAAGUUACAGUCUACACUAUUGGAUUUUUCCUCUGUUCUAUUUCGCAUAUUGCUAUCCGGAACAAGACACUACAUUCAUUCCUCUAUUCCCAUUUGGACUAUUUCUCUUUUACAAGUGGAUGUGACCAUUUCCUGCUUACUUUAGGACUGUUUUUCUUUUAUGUACUGAUAUAUGUAAGUACUUACCAUAUUGCAUAUAUACUGUUUAGUAGUUUUAUAUGAAUAUAUUUCAGUUUUAACUUAUGUUUGUAUUAUCUGUUUUAUCUUUUUAUAUACGAUUUUUUGGCGCAACCUAAAACCUUUUUUCCUUCAGAUUUUCCCCCUUCUCUGAUGUACUGUGAGGGAACGUCUUAACUUUAGGUUGCUGCCUAUAUUUAUAUUCUGCACUAUUCUAUUGAGACACUAAGCGCUGAAUCCACUACCAUUUACACACACACACACACAUACAUAUAUAUAUAUAUAUAUAUAUAUAUAUAUAUAUAUAUAUUUUAUAUAUAUAUAAAAUUGGACACAAUUCCUUGCACUCACGUAAUCCUUAUAAAUGCCGGGUGCAUAAUCCAACUGGCAGAUGUAGACAAAAUAAACAAAAGUGAAGGCUGCACUCCUCGGUCUUCUUAAAAAAUGCUUUAUUAAAUAUGCAUAAAAAGAAAAAGUUGAUCGACGUUUCAGCCCCAAUCCGAGCUUUCCUCAGGAUCAAAAAUAACAACUUAUAUAUCAUAUGUGUAAUAAGAAUACUAACCUCAGCUGAUGUGCUCGCCCGCCGGCGUCCCAUCGAUCGCUAUGCGCAAGGAUGACCAAUCAGAGUCCGCUCACUUGGAGCAUGUGACUCUAGUCUCCGCCCCCACAACCUGGGCGGCAGCAAGAGCAUAGCAAAUACCGCGCCCCUUGACAGUAAUGCCUCUGCCAACCUAUCGCUGCACAUCCUGAGCACAUGCGUAGGGCUGUGGAAGGAAUACUUAGUAAAAAUAAAUUAUUUAGUUGCGCCAAUACAAUAGAUGGGUGCCGGAUGGUCCGCACAUCUUCCGAGGUGCACUGUAGAGAAACAAUGUAAAUAAAAGAUUAAAAACAAACAGUUCUUUCAUAUCUGGUUACAAAAUAACUAACUAUACCGACUGUUGGUAUCUACUUGAUAUUAAAUUGUUAUUAUUAAUCAAUAUAGUGAUUAUACUUGCAAAAAAGUAUAAAAGCAUACAAUUUAUAGUGCUGUGAAGGCAUAAGCUAUAAAGUGAACUAGUGCAUUGACGGAAAUAUCUUUUAAAUUGUGCAAAUUCAUAUAUAGCAAAUAUAUUGUCAUGAUGUUAGUGAAAUUAAUCAACCUAUUAAUUGGCCAAUAGUACUACAACAAUAUAAGAAUAGUGUAGUAAGUUCUAAUUAAAUAUAUAUAAUAAAGUACAAAGAGAUAAAGUGCAAAUGUUGUGGAAAUAAAGUGACAGUGCAAAUAGUGCUAUCAUUUAUAAGUAAAUCAAUAUAAUGAAUAAUAUUGUUUGUGCACUAAUAUUAAAAAUGUAUAUAUAUGUGCAAAUUUCAUAAUUUAUGCCCUUCUAUUAUAUUGCAUCAAGUCGGCUAUGGUAUAGUUACAUUAAUAGAACUACUAACUAUAGAAUCUGGAAAAAAAUCCAGAAAAGUAGAAAUUAAAAAUACUAGGUUAGAGAAACAGAACAAUAUUUCAUCACUCGCUGGGGAAUAAUAUUACAAAACUGAAUUAAAUAAUACAUUUUCAUUAAGCCCUCCUGGGGCCACAGUUUUUAAUUCAUAGAUCGGUAGAAUACGGCCUCGAUCCCCACCACGUCUAGAUUGCGGUACGUGGUCAAUGGCUGUGAACUUCAGUGAAGAUAGAGGGUGCUGUGCAUUCAAAAAAUGUUUAGCUACUGGCUUAUCGGUUUCUCCAUCUCGAUGGGCUAACCUAAUGCUCGAAUGAUGUCCCCGUAUUCUGUCACACAACGGGGUCUCAGUCUUGCCAACGUAGUUGAGACCGCAGGGGCAUGUCAAUUUAUAAACCACAAAUGGUGUUUUGCAUGUAAUGGUGUGUCGAAUCUCAUACUUUUUAUUAGUGUGGGGGUGAUCAUCCCCGGUUAGACAUCUUCGCUGAUUUAUUGUAGCUUUUGACUGGAUCUGUCUGUACUAACCAAUCCUUUAGGUUCUUAUUUCUUUUAAAACAAAUAAGAGGAACUUCCUUAUAGACCUUAGGGAGCGUGUCAUCUGUUGCCACCAUCUGCCAAUUAUCUUUGACGGCUCUGGCAAUUGCAGGCGAAUGUUGAUGAUAAGUCAUGGGAAACACCAAUCUUUGUGGAGUAUUUAUUUUCGGAGUCUCACUGAGUGCUCGCUCCAGAGUGUUUCUAUUGUACCCACAAUUAAAAAUUUUUUGUUGCAUAUCCUUCAAUUGUCUUUCCAUCACGUCCAGAUUAGAGUUAUUCCUAAUAACACGUAGGAAUUGUGCCUUGGGCAGAGAGUUCUUAAGAGCAGCUGGAUGUGCGCUCUGAGCAUGUAGUAAUACAUUUCGAUCUGUAGGUUUAGAAUAUAAUGAAUACUCAAUUUGAUGUUCACCAACUGUUAAUUCAAGGUCAAGAAAGUGGAUUUUAUCACGGCCAAUAUUCGCUGUGAAACGUACCGGAGUUGGUAAAUCGUUAAGUUGUUUCACAUAGAUGCUGCUUCCGAUUGUGUACCAGACCAAAUUAUAAGCACGUCAUCGAUAUAGCGAUAGUACUGCACAAUAUGUCGUGCAUAUUGUGAUAAAAUGUGUUUUUCUUCAAAUACAUACAUGUAUGCAUUUGCAUACAUGGGGGCCAUCGCCGCCCCCAUUGAAGUGCCAGAAACUUGCAGGUACCACUUGUCUUGGAACCUAAAGUAAUUGUUUUGCAAGGACAUCAUUAAAAGUUCCAAUACAAAUUCUAUUGCAGGACCUUGAUAGCACUUGGUCUGUGUAAGUACUGUACGCAUGGCCUCAACACCAUCUUCAUGAGGAAUGAUUGUGUAUAAACUUGCCACAUCCAGAGUUAUCAUUAAGAGAUCCUGUCCUUGAGUGCAUAGCAUGUUCAAUUUAGCUAUCAAUGACUGUGUAUCUUUAAUGCAUGUAUGUAGUUCCUCAACUGGUCCUUUAAAGAUGGAAUCCAACCAUUUUGUGAUUGGCUCUAAAAUGCCUUCCACUGCAGACACAAUCGGGCGUCCUGGUGGUUGCUGUGCAUUUUUGUGUAUCUUCAGGAUACUAUAAAUAAUCGGCGUCCGUGGAUGGAGUUUAUGUAGAUAAUGGUAAAGUUGAAUAUCAAUGUGACCUGCUGUAAGUGCCAUAGAUAGAAUAUCAGCAAUUUUGGACUGAAUAUAUUCUGUAGGAUCUGCCUUUACAUCAAAUCUAGCUUUAUUUAAUACAUGUGUCCAAUCUUUGCAGACUUUAGGUUUAGCCCGCCCAAUAGUGGGGAUAUUUAGAAUUCUGAAUCCUCUUGGAAUCCUUUUAGCUUUAUAAUAAUCUGACAGGAAUAAUCCAUGCAGAUCAAGAUCGAUAUAUUUUUUAUGUAACCAAAGCAGUUUAAAAAAACAAAACAUCUUUGCAGGUCCAUUGUUGGGGUAACUGUAGACGGGAUUGUUCCCACAAAAUUUGUUGGGCUUCUUCAUCUGUAAAUUGUACGGUAUCGGCAUGUUCUGAAUACCCUCCAGCUUGUGAGAAAAAAUUAUCCAUUAAAAGCAAACUAGAUCCACAAGUGAAAUAUAGCUUAUAGUGCUUACACAGUCAUUGAUAGCUAAAUUGAACAUGCUAUGCACUCAAGGACAGGAUCUCUUAAUGAUAACUCUGGAUGUGGCAAGUUUAUACACCAUCAUUCCUCAUGAAGAUGGUGUUGAGGCCAUGCGUAUAGUACUUACACAGACCAAGUGCUAUCAAGGUCCUGCAAUAGAAUUUGUAUUGGAACUUUUAAUGAUGUCCUUGCAAAACAAUUACUUUAGGUUCCAAGACAAGUGGUACCUGCAAGUUGCUGGCACUUCAAUGGGGGUGGCGAUGGCCCCCAUGUAUGCAAAUGUAUAGAUGUAUGUAUUUGAAGAAAAACACGUUUUAUCACAAUAUGCACAACAUAUUGUGCAGUACUAUCGCUAUAUCGAUGACGUGCUUAUAAUUUGGUCUGGUACACAAUCGGAAGCAGCAUCUAUGGUGAAACAAUUUAACGAUUUACCAACUCCGGUACGUUUCACAGCGAAUAUUGGCCGUGAUAAAAUCCACUUUCUUGACCUUGAAUUAACAGUUGGUGAACAUCAAAUUGAGUAUUCGUUAUAUUCUAAACCUACAGAUCGAAAUGUAUUACUAUAUGCUCAGAGCGCACAUCCAGCUGCUCUUAAGAACUCUCUGCCCAAGGCACAAUUCCUACGUGUUAUUAGGAAUAACUCUAAUCUGGACGUGAUGGAAAGACAAUUGAAGGAUAUGCAACAAAAAUAAAUUAAUCGUGGGUACAAUAGAAACACUCUGGAGUGAGCACUUUAUUUGUUUUAAAAUAAAUAAUCUGGACGUGAUGGAAAGACAAUUGAAGGAUAUGCAACAAAAAAAAUUUAAUCGUGGGUACAAUAGAAACACUCUGGAGUGAGCACUCAGUGAGACUGCGAAAAUAAAUACUCCACAAAGACUUAUCAUCAACAUUCGCGUGCAAUUGCCAGAACCGUCAAAGAUAAUUGGCAGAUGGUGGCAACAGAUGACAUGCUCCCUAAGGUCUUUAAGGAAGUUCAUCUUAUUUGUUUUAAAAGAAAUAAGAACCUAAAGGAUUUGUUAGUACAGACAGAUCCAGUCAAAAGCUACAAUAAAUCAGCGAAGAUGUCUAACCGGGGAUGUAUACGGUGUUUAGGUUGUGUCACGUGUGGUCAUAUGGUUCCAGCUAAAGUUUUUCAUCACCCCCACACUAAUAAAAAGUAUGAGAUUCGACACACCAUUACAUGCAAAACACCAUUUGUGGUUUAUAAAUUGACAUGCCCCUGCGGUCUCAACUACGUUGGCAAGACUGAGACCCCGUUGUGUGACAGAAUAUGGGGACAUCGUUCGAGCAUUAGGUUAGCCUAUCGAGAUGGAGAAACCGAUAAGCCAGUAGCUAAACAUUUUUUGAAUGCACAGCACCCUCUAUCUUCACUGAAGUUCACAGCCAUUGACCACGUACCGCAAUCUAGACGUGGUGGGGAUUGAGGCCGUAUUCUACUCAAUAGAGAGGCCUGCUGGAUCUAUGAAUUAAAAACUGUGGCCCCAGGAGGGCUUAAUGAAAAUGUAUUAUUUAAUUCAUUUUUGUAAUAUUAUUCCCCAGCGAGUGAUGAAAUAUUGUUCUGUUUCUCUAACCUAGUAUUUUUUAAUUUCUACUUGAAUUUUCUGGAUUUUUUCCAGAUUCUAUAGUUAGUAGUUCUAUUAAUGUAACUAUACCGUAGCCGACUUGAUGCAAUAUAAUAGAAGGGCAUAGAUUAUGAAAUUUGCACAUAUAUAUAUACAUUUUUAAUAUUAGUGCACAAACAAUAUUAUUCAUUAUAUUGAUUUACUUAUAAAUGAUAGUUAGCACCAUUUGCACUGUUACUUUAUUUCCACAACAUUUGCACUUUAUCUCUUUGUACUUUAUUAUAUAUAUUUAAUUAGAACUUACUACACUAUUCUUAUAUUGUUGUAGUACUAUUGGCCAAUUAAUAGGUUGAUUAAUUUCACUAACAUCAUGACAAUAUAUUUGCUAUAUAUGAAUUUGCACAAUUUAAAAGAUAUUUCCGUCAAUGCACUAGUUCACUUUAUAGCUUAUGCCUUCACAGCACUAUAAAUUGUAUGCUUUUAUACUUUUUUGCAAGUAUAAUCACUAUAUUGAUUAAUAAUAACAAUUUAAUAUCAAGUAGAUACCAACAGCCGGAAUAGUUAGUUAUUUUGUAACCAGAUAUGAAAGAACUGUUUGUUUUUAAUCUUUUAUUUACAUUGUUUCUCUACAGUGCACCUCGGAAGAUGUGCGGACCAUCCGGCACCCAUCUAUUGUAUUGGCGCAACUAAAUCAUUUAUUUUUACUAAGUAUUCCUUCCACAGCCCUACGCAUGCGCUCAGGAUGUGCAGCGAUAGGUUGGCAGAGGCAUUACUGUCAAGGGGCUCGGUAUUUGCUAUGCUCUUGCUGCCGCCCGGGUUGUGGGGGCAGAGACUAGAGUCACAUGCUCCAAGUGAGCGGACUCUGAUUGGUCAUCCUCGCGCAUGCGCAUAGCGAUCGAUGGGACGCCGGCGGGCGAGCACAUCAGCUGAGGUUAGUAUUCUUAUUACACAUAUGAUAUAUAAGCUGUAUUAAUCGUUAUGUAUACUUUGUUGUUAUUUUUGAUCCUGAGGAAAGCCCGGAUUGGGGCUGAAAUGUCGAUCAACUUUUUCUUUUUAUGCAUAUUUAAUAAAGCAUUUUUAAAGAAGACCGAGGAAUGCAGCCCUCACUUUUGUUUAUUUUAUAUAUAUAUAUGUAUAUAUAUAUAUAUAUACAUAUAUAUAUUUAAACACCCACACACAUACUUAUACUUAUAUAUAUAUAUAUGUAUAUAUAUAUAUAUAUAUAUAUAUAUAUAUAAUAAUUCUACGUAUAUGUGUAAUAAUUUUACAUAAUUAGGUCAUUUUAUUAAUUGCAAUUUGUGCGACCUGCCUGCCGAAAGUCCAGGGAAUUUAAUUUGCUAGCACUAUAUUUAGCACUGUAACUUUCCAAGACCCCAUAAAACCUGUACAUGGAGUGUACUGUUUUACUUGGAAGACUUCGCUGAACACAAAUAUUAGUGUUUCAAAACAGUAAAAUGUAUUACAACGAUGAUAUCGUCAAAGAAAGUGACAUUUCUUUGCAUAUUUCACACACAAAUGGCACUUACUCCGAUUAUAUAAUUGUUGUGAUACUUUUUACUGUUUUGAAACACUAAUAUUUGUGUUCAGCAAAGUCUCCCGAGUAUAACAGUACCCCCCUCCUCCCCCCCAUGUACAGGCUUUAUGAUGUUUUCAAAAGUUACAGAGUCAAAUAUAAGGCUUGAGUUUUUUUAACAUUGAAAUUCGACAGAUUGAUUACGUUGCCUUUGAGACUAUAUGUUAGCCCAGAAAAUGGUAUGCCAUCAUGGGGGUAAUUCUCAUUCCUGGGCUACCAUACGGUCUCAAAGGCAAUGUAACCAAUCUGGCGAAUUUCAAUGUGAAAAAACUAAAAAAUUUAACAUGCUAUAUUUGACCCUGUAACUUCCCAAAACACCAUAAAACCUGUACUGUUUGACACAUGAGACAUCGCUGAAUACAAAUAUGUGUAUUUUAUUGCAGUAAACGCAAACAGUAUUAUGACAUUCGCAAAUGUCAUGUAGAACAAAAACAAUUUUAACAUUUCCUAUUUUCUCCCAUUUUUUUAUAUUUUAUUUAUAUUAAAUUAUGUUUCAUAGCUAAAUAUUUAAAGUUAAAUGAAAGCCAUGUUUCUCCUGAAUAAAAUGAUAUAUAAUAAGUGUUAGUGUAUUUAAUAUGAAAGAGGUGAAUUAAGGUUGAACAUACAGUCAAAUUCCAGGUUUUGUUUACGUUUUGUUUUGAUCACAACGUGUACAUUUGGCUCAGUCCUUAAGGGGUUAAAUACAUUACCCCUGAGGAUUAAAAUCAAUACAAGUUAACCCAUGAGGGUAAAAACUAAAAUCAAUUCACAGGAAAACACUGUGAUUAGUAUUCUGAUUACGGGAAGCACUGAUCAAAAGGCAGGGAAAGGGUUAAGUUUUAGUUGGAUAGUUUUUAUUUUUAUUUUAAACUAACUUUUAAUUAAGAACCACGACAUAAUGCACUGUCUUCCACCAUCUGCCAAUGUAUUGGUUCAGUACCCAGGCAGUUCAUUUUUGGUACGAAGUUUGUUAAAGGGACACUCCAGGCACCCAGACCAAUUCUGCCCAUUGGAGUGGUCUAGAUGCCAACUCCCACUACCCUUAACCCUGCAAGUGUAAUUAUUGCAGUUUUCUACUAGACAGCCACUAGAGGGCACUUCCGUGUCUCUAGCACAGAUUUUCUACGUGAAGACCUCCAGCGUCGCUCAAUUGCCCAUAGGAAAGCAUUGAAAAUCCUUUCUAAUGCGCAUGCGCGGUAUUGCUGUGCAUGCGCAUUAGGUCUACCCAGCCGGCGGACGGGAUCAGUCUCGCUGGCUGAUGUACUGCAGAGGAGGAGCAGCAGCAGAGGAAGAAGCAGCGACGUGUUUUCACCCCUUCAGCAACCGGGGACUGGGAGGUGGGAGGGGAUCUGCAGUGCCAGUAAAAUGGAUUGUUUCCAUGGCACUGAAGUUUCCUUUUAAUUUAAGAACAUUUUAUAAUAAUAUUUUGAAUGAUUUUAUUUACUUAUUAUUCACAAAAUAUAUAUAUUGAUAAUGCAAUGUUUAUUUCUUGUAUGCAGCUAUUUGAUGUUGAUGAAGAUGGCAGUAUUACUGUGGAUGAAUUUUCAUCUUUGCUGCAGUCUUCAUUGGGAAUUCCAGAUCUUGAUGUCUCCAAACUAUUUAAAGAUAUUGAUAUCGAUAAAUCAGGAAAAAUCUCCUAUGGUAAGAAAACACUAUUAGUGCCUACAUGGUCAGUUAUAUUAUUAUUAUUAUUAUUAUUAUUAUCACCAUUUGUUAUAGCAUCAACAGAUUCCAUACCACUUUACAAUAAUAUGAGGGGUAUUUAACUAUAAAUAGGACAAUUACAAGAAAACUAACAGGAACAGUAGGUUGAUGAGGACCCUGCUCAAAUGAGUCUAUAGGAUGAGGGGUAUAAAACACAUUAGGACAUAAAUAUCAAUCAGAUAAGAUGGGGGUGAAGCAGAGCUAGAGGAAAGAGUAGAGUGCUGCUGUAAGAUUACCUGGCACCCCGACUGGGUACCUACGUUGAAGGAUGCUCCUAGCGAUUCCUGAGGGCUCCAAGCACUUAGAAGUGAUUAUCCAAGGGAGCAGGCAGAGCAUAGCAAUCCCUUGUAGUGAUAUAGCAAUUCCCUCAAAAAGAGACAGGACUCUAGAUUGAGGGUGAAGAAGAACUGUAUUACUUGGCACCAAAGGGCCUUCUUUUAUGCAGGUUUUCCACACUUAGUACCACCCACAGGGUUUUUCAGAACAACCAAUAAACACAUUACAACACAUACAAUGCAAGUACAGUAGCCAAUCAGACACAAUGGGACAAUAGAAACACACCCAUCAUAUUCCCCCCUUCUGCUUAGGAGACAAUUGAGUCAAUUACUGUAUCUACUCAAUUAUCUCCAAGCUGAAAAGUUACACUUUUUAUACAUUUUUAUAACUUUGUGAGUUUACAUUGUACGUACAUAAAAUAUUAUAUUAUUUUAACCAGUAUAACUUGAUGACAAACAUAUCCAAAAUUCACUUGAAUAGGUUCAGGGGUUUAAAAGUUAGGUUGAAGUCCUUUGUUAUCACUUGCAAGCAUGGCUUUUCCUGCCCAAACCAGUUCCCACUGGUCUGGCAGUGUCCCUGGGACAACACCCUGCUGGAGAACAAUGGAGCUGGGGGAGGGGAAGAGACACACCUUCCCAGGGAUUCAAAGGGGAAGAAAAAGCAUCCAAAAAGUUUCAGUAUGGGCCAGCACGUACAAUAAAAGUCCAUGAGCACAAAUGCUGAUUUAAACGGGUACAAUCUCCCAGGGGCCAUAGUCGCAGGGCAGGAGGCUGGCAAGCAGGCCUCUCCAGGACCAAGUGGCGAAGUGCACUUCGUCACAGCUGCCCUUAAGGAGAGAGCAAGUGACAGGUAUGUAAGGUAGACGUUACUCUGGGAGGCCAUAAGCUUUCCUAAAGACAUAGAUUUUAAGGCACUUCUUAAAUGAUUGAAGACUAGAGGAGAGUCUGAUUGGGGUAGGCAGGCUAUUCCAUAGGAAGGGAACAGCCCGUGAGAAGUCCUGCAAGCAUGAGUUGGCUGUACGGGUGUGAGCAGUGGACAGGAGAAGGUCAAGGGCAGACAGGAGGGACUGAGAAGGGGCAUACUUAUGGAUCUAUGUGUGGUUGAGAAAGAGAACGGCAAGGUGGGGAGAAUUCUUUCCUUAGCUGUUCAAUCUUGUCGGUAAAGUAGCAUGCAAAGCUAUCGGCUGUAAGGUUAGUUUGGGGGGUGGUCACAGCAGGGUGAAGAAAUGCUAACGGUGUCAAAGAGAUGCCUGGGAUUGCGGUAGCAUGAACUAAGAGAGGAAAAGUAUGACUGUUUGGCGAAUCUAUAAUGGAGAAAGUCUGACUGAGUGCGAGACUUCCUCCAGGAGUGUUCAGCACAACUGGAGCAUCUUUGCAGGUAGCGUGUUGAUUAGUAUGCCAUGGUUAGGUGCGUACCCUCCUCAAGGUGCAUGUUUGGAGCAGGGCUGCAGCGUUCAAGGUAGAGGUGAGGGUAGUGUUAUAUGUGGGAGAUGGCCAGUGAGGGAUAGGAGAGGGAAGGGAUGGAUAGCAGUUGUGAAUCAAUAACAGCUGACAUCUGCUGGAGGUCAAUAGAAUUAAGGUUUCUCCUCAGUUGAGGGGGCUUGGGCUGAGGUUGUUGGAUGAGGAGAGCCCACGAUAUGAGGUGGUGAUCAGAGAGAGGAAAUGGAGUGUUGCAGAUAUUAGAUACUGUACAUGCAUUAGAGAAAAUGAGGUAGAGGGUAUUGCCAGCUACAUGGUUGGGAGAAUUAGCCCACUGCGAUAGCCCGAGGGAGGAAGUAUUGAAAGUAGUUUAGAGGCUGCUGAGGUCAAAGGUGGGUUAAUGGGAAUAUUGAAGUCCCCAAGAAUUAGGGAUGGAAUAUUAGAAGAGAAGAAGUAGUGUAACCAGGCAGCAAAGUGGUCAAGGAAUAGGAGGGGGGAACCAGGGGGACGAUAAAUAACAUGAAUGUUAGCAGAGAAGGGUUUGAAAAGGCGAAUUAACCCUUCACUCUACUCAGGUCACUCCUUCCGGAUAGGGGCGGCCUCCAUAGCCUCCAGCGCAAACAUACCGGUACAUAUCAUUAAGUCAUUAGGGCUGUGGAAGUCAUCCACCUACACAACCUACAUACCAAAACCUACACAAGAAUUAAGAAAUGCUUUUAAAGAAAUGUCUGGAUAAUUGUAUAUAAUUGUUGACUGUAUUAAAUCUUUGGUUAUUCAAUUUUUGCCCUCUUUAUUUACAGGCCUACCUUAUCGUCGGUAUCGGCACACCACAACCGACUUUGCUCUUUUAUUCUAUCCUACGUUCUCACUUGAACCUCACUCCAUAUACGGCUAAUUUCCCCUUACACAAGUAUUAAGGCUGUUUGGCCUGUAUUUGUGGGAGGGGCUUAAAUUAAUUUACUCCCCUAUAUAAAGUACAACCCUUACCUGACUCCACACCGUUUAAGGUCAGCGUCUGAAUGAACUCCUCUUUUACAACACUUUCUUUCCAAUUCUAUCUUAAUUUUAUUUCUUCUUGGUGGGCCCUCUUUAUUUACAUGCCUACCGUAUCGUCGGUAUCGGCACACCACAACCGACUUUGCUCUUUUAUUCUAUCCUACGUUCUCACUUGAACCUCACUCCAUAUAUGGCUAAUUGCCCCUUACACAAAUAUAUAUAUAUAUAUGUAUUAAUCCAUUCUCUAUUUGAAUACUUUCAAGCCCUGGCUGGCACCCGGCACUUUGAAUGUUUUGGCCUGUGUGCAAGGACUGUACUCGUUUCUUUGUAUUAGGGCGUAAGGGCUUCCACUUCCUCCUAUGCACCGGCACCUUGCUUGGAAAAGCAUUUAUUUAUGAAAUUGGAUAUAUUGUGAAACAUAGCAUCCCCAGACAGGAUGGAUGAAUUCCUAUUGCAAGCAGGAGCUUAUGAUAAAUGUGCAAAGACACUCCAAUUUUUACAAGAGGAGGUACAGAGAAUAUUGUGGGAAGAAGCAAGUUUAACACUACCACAUAAUCUUACCUCCAAAGAUAUAUACUUUAAACGACUACGACUCAUAAAAAACAAGUUGACCCAGAUCUACACGGACUUUUCUUGUCUGACUAUUAUAAGGCAAAGAAAAUCUCAAGGGGCUUCAAAAUACUUAAUGUCCACACCAAUGGCCGGUCUUAAGCUACAGUAUGUAAAAACUGGACUGGAGUACCUAACAAAGCAUCACUGGACCUUAUGCUCAUUAUAAUCAAAGAUGUCAAAACCGACCUAAUAGAGAUAAGCCACAAAAUCAUUGACACAGAAACGGAGCAUGCAAUACUCCAAACAACACUUGAAGGCUUAAAACUUCAACAGAAACUGAAGAAGUGUUAAGAUAUAAAAACGAGCUGAUAAGAUUUAAAAAGCAAAAAUAUGAGAGCGUCUCUCAAGACUGCACUGAGCAUAGAGUGUAUGUAACGGCACCCCCAGGCAUAAAAGGGUUAAACCGCCGUUUAGUAGAUCUUCCCCUUCCAGAGACACAGGCAAAGCUACUGCAGAACACCAAUCCGCCGAACAGGAAACCAUAUGAAUGCUGUAAACAGCCGAAUAGGAAAAACCAUACGAAUAGGUUUACACUCCUAGCAGUCAAACUGGAACAGCAUACAAUAAAUCCCCCCAAGAACGAGACAAAGCUCCGUGUUGAGGGUCAAGCAGUGAACAGACAGAGCUGUGGGUUUAUUGUGCUUAUGUACACAUUCUUACACAUUAGUACCACCUACAGGGUUUUGGAACACAACCAAUAAACACUUACAAUACACUCACACACUCCCACACAAAAUCCUCCCCUCUGCCUGUGAUACAAUUACCUUACACAAUGGGUAAUGUAAUUAUAACAAGCAGAGAAAUAAAAUUUUUCCACAUUAUUCAUAACUUGAAAAGUAUGCAUAACAUUCACAUAAACUUACAUUUUCAGAAUCAGCAUACUCCAAAUACAAACAUAUGUCAAAAUCAUCCAAAUUGGUCCAGUGGUUCAAAAGAUAGAUCGAAGUCCUUUGUGACCAAAGGAAGCAUGGCUUUUCUGACCAAAACCAGUUCCACAGAGCCUUCUAUCCUGGAGAUAAUUGGGUAGUAAUCCAAUUAUCUCCAAAGACAGAGGCAAAAUUCCAUUGAACACAUGGCAGCAAAAGACAAUAAAACACAUAAAAACAUAUAACUGUGCAGCCAUUACACAAAACAGGUACAUUCAACAUAUCCCCAGACAGCUCAGAUCUGAGCUCACUUUAUUACUGAAUGGCGCUCAGAGCACACACAUACAGUUCAAUUGCCAUGGAGCCAAAGUCUUUCCCAUAGUCUUUCAUUAUACGAAUGGGCUCCAUGGCAUAGCUAUCUGGGGUAUCACCGCUCAAACAGGGCAAGCACCAAAUGACCCGGCUUUCAUGUCUUUGCAGGGGAAAAUCAAGCCUUUUAACAUGGGGCCAUAAUCCAAAGGUAACAGACGAGCAACCAGGCUUCUCCAAUGCAAUGUGGCGAGAUUGGUCUCGUCACAGUGUACAAAUGGCUAUUGGGGGAUAAUAAGCAGAGGCACAGACGCCCACGUAAGAGAAUAAUUCGGCCCAGAGUCACCACCAUUGAUAUAACAUCUGGACAGUCAGCUUCAGACAAUGACACACAGAGAAAACCAGAAGUUUUUUUUAGAAACACCAGAAGGAGGUGCGAUAACCCGGAGCGGAUUCAGAGGCGCUGAAGGCGGAGAACGAAAAGAGGACACAAGGGGAAAUCAACAGAUUCGGGGCAACCACCACUACGCAAGUAAUACCUAUAUUCAACUUGUCUCACAUGUCUUUAACUCCUUAAGGACCAAACUUCUGGAGUAAAAGGGAAUGUGUCCUUAAGGGGUUAAACAAAGGAGAAACAGACCUGUUGAGUAAGGGAUUAUCGUUCAUACCGACGACAAGACCGAACCAGUUCAAAUGGGACAUUGAGCUGUUUAAGUUCGGAAGAAGUAUGAGACUCAAAGAAUAUUUUAAUAAUCCCUCAGCGAUUAAAAGAAAAAAUAACUGACAUAUCAAGAGAGAAAUUUGCUCCAAAGUCCACUUUUUUUUUUUUUUUUUUAUUCUUUAUUUUUGUUGUGCAUGUUAUUACAUAGCAUCGACAUAUGCCACAACAGCAUGUUCAUAGGUGUAUUCAAGUUAUACAGUGGCAUGAUGAGUUGCACAUUUUUGUAGAGUUAUAACAAUAACAAGCUUGGCUGCGUAAUUAAGUCGUUAGAACAAGGUAAAAUAAUCAACGCUUAACAGUGCUAGGUUAGGUAUGUUAGCUAUGCUGCCGUAAUAGUAAUAUGGUAUUAUGAUUUAUACUAUAAAGGUAAUAGGCAUGUGUUUGACAUGUGUGCUGCUUGCGCUGCUCUUGUGUAGUCUGUUGUGUCGCGAGAAGCAAAUAACAGUGCAGUAUUGUGCCUACAAUGUGAGGUUACUUCGUUACACAAGCUAAAUGUAAAUACAGACUUUAUUGUAAGUAACUAAACAUAAAAUUAUGCCUUGCCGUUAAUUAGCUGGGCAAAUAACCUUCAAGAGCAUUGUGCAGUGUGUCCUGCGUUAUCAUGGGGGUAUCGUCCACAUGUGGCCUGUGUUAUAUUUCUGCGUCUGGGUAUUACGCUGUUUUGUGAAUUCAGAUCAGUCCAGGCUAAGAUUACCCCCUGUGAGGAAGCGUUGUCGGCUUUUCAGCCUAUACCCAGUGAUGGUAAGUCCUGUGCUUUGUGUCUGCUGGACUCGUCUUUGUUGCCACAGGACCCGGUGUCUCCGCCUCAGGGUUCUGCUCCGGUAGUGUCCCCCAUGUGGUGCAGUCGCGUGGUGGCUUGUGGUGUUGCCUUGUGUAGGGAGGUGCGUGUCGUGUUGCGCUUAUCGCUGGGGUUUCGGUCAGGUUGGGUAUGUGUGGGCGUCGCUUGGUUCAUAGCCCCAGUGUUUCUUGUGUGCUGUUGGGUUCGUGUACAUGGGGGGUUUGGUGCCACAUCCCUCCUCGAGGCCCGGCGGUAUCUGUUAUGCCGGACGGCCAUCUUGGAGGCUCGGGGUAUCUGCAUAUAGUAGCUGCGCCUCGCUGCAGGACGUAUCCAUGAGGCCACCGUUAAUUCAGCUUGGCGGUGAGUUACUCCCCGGCUGUGUAGAGCCUCCCUGAGGCCUGCGCAGAGCCAAUCAAAGGUUUCCAGUGAGGACCUGUGUGUGUUGAGGCUGGUGCUCCGCAUUUCAGGCAUAGGCUGGGUGGCCAUUUUGGACAGGCUGUGUGGGUUUGUUGCCCCGCUUUGCUUCACCUUCGUCUUGCUCGCUUUAGGGAUGUGAAUGGGUGUUGCAGGCUGCUGCUGCGUGUAAUGAUUUUUGCAGUCGCUUGUGUCCGCCAUUUUGGAGGCCCUCACCUCUGGUCUGUUGGUUUCGGCUGUCUGCUCCAACUGCAGGUGUGCAGCAGAGCCAGCUCCAUGUGUCGGGAACCGGGAUACCCCCCCUGGUCCAUGGGGGGGGUGCUUGGUGCAUGCCUGUGGCCCGGAGUGGUGAACGGGAAGCCGCCGCCUUCCCAGCCUGUCCAUCCCCGUAGGCCCUACUCCGCCGUCUCGGUUCCCAGGCAUUCUGUGUGGCAAGUCAGGUGUCUCCCAAAGUCCACUUUUGACCCCCAAUCAAACAAACCAUCCAUCAAGACCUUUCAAUCUACAACGCAAAGUGAAGCCAGAAAAAUCAUGUCACAAUGUACAAAGGGACAGCAAAACAUAUCCAAAUCUCAAAGAGAAUUAUUGGAAGACACAUCCAUAAUGAUACGUUUGGCAGAUAAAGGAAGAGGAAUAGUCAUCUUGGACUAUACAUCUAUACAUAUUACAGUGAAUUAAAACAACAAUUAGCCGACAGCCAUACAUAUUGCCAGUUACAACCAGAUCCAACUACAGAAAUACAGAACAAGAUCGAUGAAGUUCUCACAAUGGGAUUAAACAUGGGAUAUCAAUACCUUACCAAAAGCCACCCAUGUACCCCGGUCUAUACCCAAAGUACACAAGGAACCAGUGAAUCCCCCAGGACGACCCAAAGUGUCAGCUAUUGACGGUGUUCUGGAACCAAUAGCCAAGUGGCUAGUUUACCUGUUCCAAGCUCCAGUGGAGGAUCUACAUACAUGCAUGAAAGAUACACAAUUACAAACAGCAAAACUAUUAUCAGGGAUAAUACACCGAUCCUGAUCACCAUGGACAUGGGCGUCCACAGGAAUUUUUCCGGGGGGGGGCGUAAUUGUAAUGACAUCCAUGCUUGGUACCUUUUUGACAGUGUCAUGAAAGGGAAGGGGCAUAGCCAUUAUCACAUAAAGCCAGGGUGAAUAGCGUUUCCACAACUAUGGUGUCAGGAAUAUAUAUUUGUAUUCCUGACACUAUGGUGUUCCUUUAAGCAAAUUAAAGGACCAUUCUGGUCACCAUAACAACUUCACCUAAAUGAAAAUGCUAUGAUGCCAGGAUGCCCCUGGGUGCUCGCUUUCCUUUAAGGGGUUAAAUCACUCUCAAAUGGUUUAACCCCAAAGGCUUCCUCCAGCUCCAGGUCGCUCAGUGGUAUUUGCAGAUUGACGUCAGGCAUAGGUGCCGCUGAUUGGCUAGAGUGGACAGUUGACGCUCUAAGCCAAUCGCUAGUUCCCGGUUCAUAAAAUAUUUUAACUUUUUUAUGAAUGGGAAGCUACUGAUUGGCUUAGAGUGCCAGCUGACCACUCUAGCCAAUCAGCAACACACCUACCCAGCGGCACUCUGUGCUUCCUGACACUCAGUAAAUAAAAGUGAACACAUUAACACUGAUAUUUUUUUACCUUUGGAGAUGAGAACGUCCAGUGUUUCCCUGCCUGGCCCAGGUACCAAAGCCUUAUGAUGUGGUGUCCAGAAUAAAGUGGAGGGUUCACUUCAUUUGUCCUUCCUGCUCCAAUCUCCUUUUCCUCUCCUUCAUUUGACAGUCUUUUUUUUUUCUUCUGACACUGUUUUCUAUCCUUGGCCCCUUCUGCUCUUUUACCUUUCUGCUACUUUCUGCUUAUUUUGCGCCUUUCUGCUCCUUUCUCAUUCUGAUCCCUUUCUGCUCCUUGCAGACCCUUUCUGCUCCCUUUUCUACUUUACCUUUGUGCUCCUUGCGGUCCCUUUCUGCUCUUUCUCAUACUUUACCUUUGUGCUCCUUCUGAUUCUUUCUGCUACUUUACGUUUGUGCUCCUUCUGCCCAUUCCAGCUCAUCUCUGACCCUUUCUGCUCCUUCUACUUUAUCUUUGUGCUGCUUUACCUUCCAGCUCCUUGCUGACCCUUCCUGUUCAUUUCUGUUCCUUCUCCUUUUCUUCCUUUACCUUCCUGCUCCUUGCUGACUCUUCAUGUAGGCUGUUUCCCCCAUCCCUCACUUCCAUAGGCGUGCGCACGGGGUGUGCCGCGGUACGCCAAUGGAUUGAGCGGCGGCUCUGGUCUAAGCCUCCAUGGGCCGGUGGGGAGAUCAAAGUUCUACCUCACCGGUCCACAGCAGCAUGGAGGGAGGCAGCAGAGAACCCGGGCUAGAGUAAACUGAACCACCAGGGAAGGCAGCAGGACUGGGAUAUUAACUAAUCUGCCCCCACCUCCACCAAACAUACAGCACCUACACACAUACAGCACACACAGCCCACAAACAGCACCUACACACAUACAUCACCCUCGCACACACAGCACCCACACACAUACAACACCCACACACACCCAGCACACUAACAGCAUCCUCACAAACACACAAAACCCACACACAACACCCGCACAGCACCCACAAACAAACAGCACACACACACAAACAGCACCCUGACAAACACACAACACCCACACACAGCACACAAACAGCACACUAACAGGACCCAAACAAACACGCACACACAAACACCCUCUCACACAUGCACACACACAGCACACUACCAGUUCCCUCACACACAGCACACAAACAGCACCCUCACACACAGCACACUAACAGCACUCUCACAAACACACACAAAAACACCAUCACCCACAUAGCACACUACCAGCACCCUCACACACACACAGCAGUGUGUGUAUAUAUAUAUAUAUAUAUAUAUAUAUAUAUAUAUGUGUGUGUGUGUGUGUGUGUGUGUGUAUAUAUAUAUAUAUAUAUAAUAUAUAUAUGUAUAUAUAUAUAUACACACACAGACAUACAUACAUAUACACAUGGCGUGUGUUUGUGCUUUAGGGUGCACACCCUAAUGCAAUAGGCUGCGCACGCCUUUGCUCACUUCCCUAAUCUAUAGGCUGCCCCCCCAGUUUCACUCCCCUAAUCUAUAGGCUGCCCCCCCAGUCUCACUCCCCUAAUCUAUAGGCUGCUGCCCCCCCAUCCUCACUCCCCUAAUCUAUAGGCUGCUGCCCCCCCCAGCCUCACUCCUAAUCCUAGGCUGCUGCUUUAGAUUAGAGUGAGGCUGCUGCCAACCUCCUACCCCUAAUCUAUAGGCUGCUGCCCAAAAAUUCCUUAGGCUGCACAAAAAAUCUAUAGGCUGCUGCCCAAAAAAAUCCCACCUGCAAAAAAUCUAGCUGCUGCCCCAAGUAGGCUGCUUUACAAAUUAUGGCUGCUAGGCUGCUGCCCCUCAGGCUGCACCCACCCAAUAGGGCUGCCCCAAUCCAUAGGCUGCUGCCCCUCCCCCAAUAUAGGCUGCUGCCCCAAUCCUAUAGGCUGCCCCCUCCCCCCCAAUCUAUAGGCUAUCUCAAAUCCUCCCCCCACUUACCUGAUCUGUAGGCUGUCUCUGGCUGCAUGUGUUGUUCCCCUGCGGUUUCAAUCAGCAGAGAGAAGCAGGGAUAAGAUGCAGCUUCCUAUCCCUGUCUCUCUCCAUACACAGCGCCACAUACUGGCCGACGCCGGUAUUGCAGUUCAUUUUCAAUAACACAAAAAAUAGCAGAACAAGCUGAAAAAUCCAGGGGGGGGCAAGUGCCCCCCCCUUACCCCCCCUGCGGACGCCCAUGCUGGGGACUCUUAUGUUGAAUGGGCAUGUAAAGUGCACCGCACAGCUGCCCACUGGAUGGCGGGGUGCCAAGCUGUAUCCGGGGAAGCUGUAUCCGGGCAAAUGAUCCUGUUGGAGCACUUCUUUGAAAAAUUAUCCCCAGGCAUCAGAGAGUGGGUAAGAGACCGUAAACCCUCCACUCUGCAUGAAGCAGCUCACCUGGCGGACGAGUACACGGAUGCCCGUAAACUGGACAGUGCUAAGACUCCUGCCAGAGUGGAGUGGAGUACCGACCAGCCCCUUCCGUAUACCAACCGGCCGUCAGCACCCGCUCCAUCUAACCAUUAUCAGCAGUCGCCCCGCUUCAACUCACGAGACUACUCCCAACCUAUUAGAUGUUUUGGGUGCAAGCACCUAGGGCACAAGCGACCGGAGUGCCCGCUGAACAGUGCUAACCAGGCCCAGUCUUGGAGGAGACCAGCCAGCGGAAAUCAAUGACCCCCUCCCCCAGCUGCCCACUGCGCAGAGGAAGAGGAAUGCUGGGGCAUCCUGCAUGAGGCAGACCCUGUCCAAGCUGCUCACCGGGAUAACCGACAGCCCCACUGGCAAUUUGUCAAAGUCAACGGCAAGGAGGUCAGUGGUCUGAGGGAUACCAGUGCAACCAUGACAUUACUUCAGAAGCACUUGGUGUCCGAGACACAACAUACUGGAGACACGGUAGCAGUGCGAGUAGCCGGAAGCUUCUGCCAUGUGACUAUGGCCCCUGGGAUGUAUUGCCCUUUAAAGACAUGAUUUGGGCAUAAUGGAUUUGUGUUGUGCUGCUGCUAGACCUUUUAAGAACCAUCUGGGGACAUACUGUGGAGUUACUGGGUGGCCACCCCCCAAAUCUAUGGGCUGCUGCCCCCCCCAAAUCUAUAGGCUGCUGCCCCUCCCAAAUCUAUAGGCUGCUGCCCCCCCCAAAUCUAUAGGCUGCUGACUCCUUCCCCCCAAUCUAUAGGCUGCUGCCCCCCCAAUCUAUAGGCUGCUGCCCCCCCCAAUCUAUAGGCUGCUGCCCCCGGCUGCCCCCACCCAUAGGCUGCUGCCCCUCCCCAAUCUACAGGCUUGCUGCCCCACCUAUAGGCUGCUGCCCCUCCCCAAUCUAUAGGCUGCUGCCCCUCCCAAAUCUAUAGGCUGCUGCAUCCCCCCCCCAAAAAAUCUAUAGGCUAUCUCAAACCCUCCCCCAACUUACCUGAUCUGUAGGCUGUCUCUGGCUGCAUGUGUUGUUCCCCUGCGGUUUCAAUCAGCAGAGAGAAGCAGGGAUAAGAUGCAGCUUCCUAUCCCUGUCUCUCUCCAUACACACCUACUGGCCGGCGCCGGUAUUGCAGUUCAUUUUAAAUCUCACACGAAAAAUAUCAGAACAAGCUGAAAAAUCCAGGGGGGGGGCAAGUGCCCCCCCCUGCAGACGCCCAUGACCAUGGAUGUUGCAAGUCAUUCCUCAUGAUGAAGGGGUAGAAGCAAUGCGAUAUGUGUUAACACAUUCUACAAAGUAUCAAAGUUCCCCCAUUGAUUUUUCCUAGAACUCCUCACAUUGACCAUUCACAAAUAUUACUUUAGAUUUGAAAAUCAGUGGCAUCUUCAAGCAGCAGGUACCUUGAUGGGUUCCGCAAUGGCACCAAUGUAUGCAAAUUUAUUCUGUGGGAGUACUGCCAUAACAUCCAGGGAUACUUUCACUACAUUGAUGAUCUGCUGGUCCUAUGGAAGGGUACUCAAGAAGAAGCUGAGUAUAUGGUAUCAAGUUUGAACCAGUUGGUAGCCAAUCAGAUUGACCAAUUAGAUUGACCAAUCAGACUGACAGCUAAUAUCCAAACGAAGCAAGUCCAUUAUCUAGCCCGCCAGAUUACCCUUUGGAAAUUCUAAAAUUGAAUCUAGUCUGUUUUCUAAACCUAUGGAUCACAGCACCAAGGUACCCAUCCUAGGGCUUUGAAGGAUUCCCUCCCAAAGGCGCAGUACAUGCGUGACAUCAGGAACCACUACAAUGAUGAAACCAUGGAAGUCCAGUUGCAAGAAAUGACUACAAAAUUCUUGGAGAGAGGCUACAAGCAAGAUGUUCUACAAGAAAGCACUUAAGGAAGCACAGAGUGUCCGCUUUUGUAAGAAAGAUGCAAGCCCAUCAAGAUUAGUGUUUCCAAUGGAAUUCCAACAUACAACCCCACAAAUCGCCACUAUAAUUUGGCAAAACUGGCAGAUUUGAAGUGAUGACAUGCUUCCAAAAGUCUUCAAAGAGACUCCAUUACUUUGUUAUAAAAGAAACAAGAAUCUUAAAAACUUACUUACUUGUUCAUACAGAUCCCAUCAAUAGCUAUACACUCCUGUGUCCACACCAUUAGAAAGGCAUUCAAAAUCGUGGUUCAGAAUGUUGCUUAGGCUGUGUAACAUGUGGCCACAUGUUACCAGCCCAUACGUUCAACCACCCUCAUACCAACAAAAAAUAUCUGAUUAAAUAUACCAUCACUUGUUAGACCACUCAUGUGGUUUAUAAACUGACCUGUACCUGUGGCCUUUCUUAUAUUGGAAAGACUGAGACAGCUCUAUGCAAAUGGAUCAGGGAACAUAGGUCUAGUAUUAGAUUAGCCUACAGAGAUGGAACAUCAGAUAAACCAUUUGCAAAACAUUAUCUACAACUUGGCCAUCCGCUGUCAACCUUGAUGUUUGUAGGCAUUGAUCAUAUACCACUACUGAAGAGAGGUUGUGACUGAGGCAAAAUUCUAUUGAAUAGAGGCCUUUUGGAUCCACGAACUGGGCACCAUAUCUUCAAAGGGACUUAACGACCUCAUUCCUUUUUACUCCUUCUUGUAAAAGUAUGCGAUAAAAUACUUGUUAGGCAUAGUUCAGUCUUGCUUGCAAUUAUUUUUAUUUUUUUAAGUUUAGUGGAGAAAGGGUACAUUAUAUAUUUUCUGUAUAGCGCUAACUAUUAACAAAUGUGAUAAUGAAAAAUGUCCUCUUAUCAGUAUUUAAUGGUAAGUAAGGUUUAAUCCCUGUACUUUGAAAACCAUGCCCUAUAAUUUCUGCAGUGAUAUCUCAAUGCAAUUAAUGUAAUGUUUAGGACAAAUACCACACUAGCAGAAAUGUUGAUACCCUUUUUUGACAAUUAUGUUUUUUUAUAGAAAUUAUAUGGAAUAUAUUUUAUAUUAACUGACACAUAUGUAUAGUAUCCGCACUUGUCACUUUUUCUGAAAAUAGUUCAAUUAUUAGGCACUUUAUGCUUAUUCUAGCACUUUUUUGUAUAGAUAUACGCAUACUGCCACUUUUAAUGCAUUACAGCCACAAUGUUCUAUCAUUAACAUGUCACUUUAACAUAGCUGUAACGCAUCAACGGGCACCCCGACUGGAUACCUCAAUUGAAGGAUGCUCCUAGCGCUUCCUGAGGACUCCAAGCACUGCAGCAGACACCAUAACCACCGUGGACUCCUCCAGGGAGCAAGGCAGGAACAAGCUCUUACAAGAGCUUAGUAGUGAUUUAGCAAGGGAGUAUGACAAGCAUAGCAAUCCCUUGUAGCAGAUUCCCCCAAUAAGUGACGGCACUCCAAAUUGAGGGUGAAGUAGAACUGAAGCUUUUAAUCAAACACUCUGCUUUUAUGCACAUUUUACACACAUAGUAUUGCCCACAGGGUUUUGCAGAACAACCAAUCAAUAUGUACAAUACACUCAGACACUCCCACACAAAAUCCUCCCCUCUGCCUGAUAUAAUUACUGAACACAAUUAAUGUAAUUAUCACAGGCAGGAAAAUACACAGUUUUACACAAUAUUCAUAACUAAAAGUAUACAUCACAUUCACAUAAAACUUACAUUUCAGAAAUUGCAUACUCCAAAUACAAACAUACGUCAAAAUCAUACAAAUUGGUUCAGUGGGUCAAAAGUUAGUUAGAAGUCCCUUUGUGACCAUCUGCAAGCAUGGCUUGGGUGUGCUAAGCCAAUUACCUCCAGCAUACAGAAAAUAGCUCUAGUCACAACAACAGUAAAACACAUAAAAAUACAUAAUUCCUAUUAUACUUAACAGAACCCCCACAUUCAAGCUUGGAUCUGAGCGCUCACUAUAUCCGAACAGUGCUCAAAUACCACAAACACAGUCAAAUCGCCGUGGGUUAAACCAUAGCAACAGGUUCCAACUGGUCUGGCAGUGUCCCUGGGACAACACCCUGCUGGAGAACAAUAGACAGGAAAUGGGGAGGGGCACACCUUCUCAUGUAUUCAAAGGGGCAGAAAAAGUGUUUUAAAAUCCAAUAAGCCCAAAUAAUGUCUUUAAAGGGCAAUACAUCCCAGGGGCCAUAGUCAGAUGGCAGGAGGCUGGCAAUCAGUCUUCUCCAAUGCCCAGUGGCGAGGUCGGUUUCGCCACAAUAGCAAUCUGUCUAUGCACGUUCACACAUUUCUAUACUUUCCAUGCACUUCAUUCAUCCUUUCACUAUGACACUUUCCUGAAACCAAAGAUUGGUGUUAUUUCACUUACGGGGCUUCCUAGCUCUCUUUCUAUUCUGAUAUGUUUAGCUGAAGAAAUAUUAUUAACCUUGUAAAGACUUGCAUAGCAAGAACGAUGCAUAACAUUUAGCAUUUCAAAAGACUGCCAUUUUCUACCAUAAUGUGAGACCUGCUCCUCCCAAGACUUGACUGGUAUGUGUGCAUCCAUUUUUUAUUGGGAAGCCAGAAUGGCACUAAUGUAGCUAAGGAGAUUUUAGGAAUAGUUUUUAUUAGGUCCUGAAAGACACACUUAGUUAUAGUUAUAACAAAUUUACUAUGCAGCAGUUUUACUCCCAUUUGACCUGGAUAUCUGUAUAUGUCAUAGCUAUAGUAAACAGGGUUAUUUACUAAAGUGUGAAUUUAAUGUAAAUUUCAAAUUAGACUAGAGUAGUCAAACUGAAAGCAUAGCUUACUUAGAGAAUGUUUCCAGUUCAGAUUUACCUUACAUUUGAAAUUCACUUCAAACUCUCGGUUUAAUGAAUAACUCUUUAAAUAUGUAUUUUUAAACCACUGUUAGUACUUUUUAACUUUACUUUACGUGUAUUUAAUUAUGUUCAACUAAUGUAAUUUGUCUAAUUUCAGAUGAGUUUAAGAUAUUUUCACUGAAGAAUCCAGAAUAUGCGAAGUUGUUCACAACUUACCUGGAACACCAGAGAUACUACUAUAUGCUGCAAGAAGACCAGGAUCAGGAUAGGCAUUUAAAGAUCUGUGCAGAAAGAGACGUCUAUUCUGCAACAACACUGAAUCUACAUCAUAGUACUUCAGAAAAAAAGGAAGACUGAGAAUAAUCAAAUUGACACCAGAGUCAUUAAACAAUUAUUAUCAAUGUUGCAUUUAAAACUUUCAGUACAUUAAAAAAAAAUCAGUUAAAAUAAUGUUACUGCAACUUUGUGUUACUUUAUGAAUUUACUGGCGAGAUCUAUCUACACAUCGAUAAUCAAAGAGAAUAAAAAUACAAUGCAAUUAUGAAA
Molecule: messenger RNA, 60992 nt
Organism: Pelobates cultripes (western spadefoot toad)
Lineage: Eukaryota; Metazoa; Chordata; Amphibia; Anura; Pelobatidae
Source: the annotation of a GenBank genome assembly